Molecule: messenger RNA, 58597 nt
Organism: Podarcis lilfordi (Lilford's wall lizard)
Lineage: Eukaryota; Metazoa; Chordata; Lepidosauria; Squamata; Lacertidae
Source: the annotation of a GenBank genome assembly
AGUCUAGGAAGUAUUAAAUGCAAACUUUAAAGGCUUUUAUUUUCAUCUUCCGUCACAUGACUCCUGGGUGCCCAAUGACACUCGCGACAGUGUCUCUCAUGAGGAGGUCAUGCAAACUCCCGCCUGCUAAAGGAGGCAUUUGUUACAUAUUUAGCAUUCAAAUGCAGAAGCCGGGCUUAAGCUAUGGGAGAUCCUAAUCAGGAGCCAGGUUCGUUUCCCCAACAGCGCAGAAGCUGCAGGUAAGAGAAGCUCUUCUCUCUUUCAAAACUUCUGCCGCUUUCCCUGCGAGGCUUUUGAAACUGAGACACCUGGCAUAAUGUUCUGUGUCGUAGCAGAAGGACUGUGAUGCUACCUUCGGAUAGAAACCUGUUAAGAGUUUCACUUGUUGCUGCAAGAAGCACUGUUGGGUUCUCCUUUAAAACGAGCAAGUACGUUCCUCUAGCCAUCAGUGGCUCCAGACUUCCGAAAACUUCUCGUUUGCGCAUUUCUUCAACAGAUGGGUUGAGGUUGAAUGGUGCUGAGGACAGGUGUUUAUCGUGGGAACAGGGCUACUCGUGCAUGAAAGGCUUUUUGAAGCACCCACACAAUGUUGAAAGCGUCAGGUGCCAGCCUAUAUUUCCUCUCCCCAAUUCCCUGGCAAUUUAAUCCAGAUUUACCCUUGGGGUGGGAUCUCAUAAAGUGGGGAGACUGUCUGUUGUCAGAGACCUCUUUGUGAUACUACCGGUUUGCAAAUUAAGCCCCAAAUAUGGAGCUGAAUAUCAGGUUAAUAGACUCCUGACUUUAAAUUGUAACAUGCAUGGGGAUGGGCAGCAACUGGUGGGAAUUGCUUGGGGGGGGGAAUAAUAUAUAUUUGGCACAUGUCUCUUGAAAGUUUGUGAUAUGUUUUGUGUGAAAAGUGGCUUCGCCUAUUGAUUUCAAAUUCCAUGAAAUUCAAGAGAAUUCUUACCAUUGAAAAAAAGUGAAUGCAUUAAAUGCACCUUUGCAAACUUGUGUGUGAUAACAGAUACACAGAUGAGGCUCUCUGAUGAGUGAAUGUUUGGCAGGGAACGUGGGUGGAAACAUCUCGCAUAAGAAGCUACUGGUUGGGGGUGUAAAUGGGAUUUUAAGGAAAGCAAGUGAAGAGUCUGAAAAAAAUAGCAUGCUUCUGAUUCUAAAUCAGGUGGAUGUACAAAUGUGAACUUAGGCAACGAUUGUCUUGAGUUGCUGCUGUCAAGUUCUACAUGUCCUGUGAAAGAAGGACAAUGGCAGGAGAAAGGGAGUUCUCCCACCUCCGCCACCGGCGCUUUCCAUUUGAUGUAACUUGAUGUCUUUUAGGAGAUAGUUUUUGUUAAGACCACUUUGGGAAUGGAAAAAAUGACACCUAACAGCACACAACCCAUAGCCAAGAUCUGCUGGGAUGAUCAAGCCUGGAACAGACAGAGAUUGUGGGCUGUGCCAGCAGAGCUCAGCUGGAGCCACAUUGGCAGAACUCGCUCAGCCCAGCUGAGCCAGAUCUAUACUGGCUCAGCCAGCUUAAGCCAGUGAAACUUACGCUGGAGUAAGUCCCCCAAAAGUGUGGUUUGGGGUAUAGCAGGGGCAGGAUGGGCAAGGAGAGACUUACAACUACAGUCAUACCUUGGUUUUCGAACAGCUUAGUUCUCAAACGUUUUAGCUCCCAAACGCCGCAAAUCUGGAAGUGACUGUUCCGGUUUGCGAACUAUUUUUGGAAGCCGAACGUCCGAUGGGGCUUCCGUGGCUUCCAAUUGGCUGUGGGAGCUUGCUGCAGCCAAUCAGAAGCCACGCUUCUGUUUCCAAACGUUUUGGAAGUAAAACAGUUUUCCGGAACUGAUUCCAUUCGACUUCCAAGGUACGACUGUAUUCCAAACCUCUUUUAGCUCAGUCAUGUGACACGGCAACCAAGAGUAGACUUCAGUAAUCUUUCGUGAUAUGGCGCCCCGUGUGAGGCCAAAAUUUGGCACCUCCAAAUGGAUCUUCUCAAUUAUGGAUCUUCUCAAUUUGGCACCCUCUUGGCUCUGUGCAAUUUAGGGGCAAAUCACCCACAGCGCCUGCCCUAAAUCAGACACGACUGGUAAAUUAGCCGAACUUACACUGGUAAACAGAGUGCUUGUUUUCUUUCUGCUAGACUUGGGCCACCUCAGCCGUCAGUUGUCUCAAUCCUGAACAGAGUUUGGAAUAGGAUGAAUUUAUGUUAGCAUAAAUUUCUCUGGCUUCCUAUACAGUGGUACCUUGGAUUACAGACGCUUCAGGGUACAGACGCUUCAGGUUACAGACUCCGCUAACCCAGAAAUAGUACCUCAGGUUAAGAACUUUGCUUCAGGAUGAGAACAGAAAUCGUGCGGCGGCCCCAUUAGCUAAAGUGGUACCUCAGGUUUAGAACAGUUUCAGGUUAAGAACGGACCUCCAGAACGAAUUAAGUUCUUAACCCAAGGUACCACUGUACUUAGGAUUGCUCUGAAACACACUUAUUAUGGCAUAAGCUUUCACGAACUAGCAUUGUCCUUUAGACAUAAGCCAAUGAAAGCAUGUGGUAUAUAAUAAAAGUAUUAGUAUUUAAGAUGUUGCCAGACUCUUAGUUCUGUUGCAGGAAAAACAACAGUCACCUCGGGACAGUUCUACUUUGGGAAUGAGCGGCCUAUAAAUCUAAUGCUAUGAUUGUUCUAGAACACAAUGGUGUUUUGCUGUGCUCCACUCACUGAUCUUGUUAGUUACUGUGUCUGAGAAUCCUGGUAUCUAUUUUUCUAUCAGUUAUUUCCAUUGGGGAUUUAAAAACACUUUGUGCACAUACUGUACAGCCUUGUAAAGGUAAAGGUACCCCUGCCCGUACGGGCCAGUCUUGACAGACUCUAGGGUUGUGCGCUCAUCUCACUCUAGAGGCCGGGAGCCAGCGCUGUCCGCAGACACUUCCGGGUCACGUGGCCAGCGUGACGAAGCUGCUCCAGCGAACCGGCACCAGAGCAGCACACGGAAACGCCGUUUACCUUCCCGCUAUAAAGCGGUACCUAUUUAUCUACUUGCACUUAAGGGUGCUUUCAAACUGCUAGGUGGGCAGGAGCUGGGACCGAACGACAGGAGCUCACCCCGCCACGGAGAUUCGAACCGCCGACCAUGCGAUCGGCAAGUCCUAGGCGCUGAGGUUUUACCCACAGCGCCACCCGCAUCCCUCGUACAGCCUUGUAGAUGUUUGCAUAAAACAUCUGAGGUGUCCCCUCAAAAAAUUAGCUACAGUGUACCCUAGUAUUACUGAUUAUUUUUAUUUUUAUUUUUAAAGGGAGGGGUAUCCAGUCAUGAACUUCCUGCCAUUUUUUCUAGUUAUGCCCAAGAUUAUGGUGAUUGGUGGCUUCUGAUUCAGGAGUAGAGAUCUUGACCAUUCUAGAUGAAGUCAUUCCUUCUUCCAAAGGUGAGGUAACUGCAGCCUGAAAUGAGUUUCAGGAUCCAUCUUGGUAUUCAUGGGUCCCCUUGUGGCGGCCAAGUGAAAGGAGUGUUUUAUAUCUUGUUAACUACAUUAGAAGGGACGCGGGUGGCGCUGUGGGUUAAACCACAGAGCCUAGGACUUGCCGAUCAGAAGGUCAGCGGUUCGAAUCCCCGUGACGGGGUGAGCUCCCGUUGCUCAGUCCCUGCUCCUGCCAACCUAGCAGUUCGAAAGCACGUCAAAGUGCAAGUAGAUAAAGAGGUACCGCUCUGGCGGGAAGGUAAACGGCGUUUCCGUGCGCUGCUCUGGUUCACCAGAAGCGGCUUAGUCAUGCUGGCCACAGGACCCGGAAGCUGUACGCCGGCUCCCUCAGCCAAUAAAACAAGAGGAGCACCGCAACUCCAGAGUCGUUCACAACUGGACCUAAUGGUCAGGAGUCCCUUUACCUUUACCUAACUACAUUAGAAAUUUGCUUGGAACUUGCAGCUGUUUCAGAGUCAUUAAUUAAUGCCAAUAUUAGUGAGCUUAUUUCACCAAUGCUGAAGGAACUGAGUUUCAAAGUGCUGGUCUUGUCCGUCAAAGCCCUAUAUUGCUUGGGCUCUGCAUAUCUUGUGAGAUGUCUACUCCAACCUUUUGAGGUCUACAGGGGAAGCCCCUGAUGUAGGGUACAGCCUUCUUGAUGGUGGCACCACUUUUUGGUACUAAGGAAAGAAAACAGGAGAGGAUGCUGGCAAUCUACUCAAAUCUAGGGCAUGCUAUGGAUGAAGCCUUGACUUUGGAGUGAUCUUGACUCUGCAGUUGUUGCCAGAACUGAUGGUGUAUCGUGGGAUCAGUUUCAGCUUAGACUGGAACUAUUAACCAGUAUCAAAUACAGUCAUACCUCGGGUUACAGAUGCCUCAGGUUGCGUUUUUUCGGGUUAUGGACACACAGAAACCUGGAAGUACCGGAACGGAUUAUUCUGGUUUUCAGCAGUCGUGCAUGUGCAUAAGCGCUAAAUCGCGCUUUGCACAUGCACAGAAGCACCAAAUCGCAACCCGCACAUGCACAGAUCACGUUCACAACCCAAACGUCCACUGUAUGCACUUUGAGGGAAGGUGCAGGUUGUGACAGAAGAACAGAUCUAUCAAAAUCUGUUUUGCAUGAUACUGAAGUGGUAUCUCUGUUUUCAUAGUCUCUGAACACCAGAUACAGGGAAUAAAUAUCAAAAGUGGGUUCUUGUCUUUUCUAUGGCCUAUUUGUAAGGUAUUUGGAACCAUGUGACUAGCCACUGAAUGCCAGGCGAAAUGAACUCUCAGUCAGUUCUUACGUUCUUGGAACUUAUAGAUGUUUCCCACUGAAAAGUAAGGGGCAAGAAGUGCUUAGCUGAAUGGCCCCUAUACGUAUAUAUAUCUAUUUAAGGAAAUACAGACGAUCGCUGCUACUGUUUGCUUGCUACGUCGCCAGUAUGGGGAGGGAGUGGCCACCAAACUCUUUUAUUGUGCCUUCACUUUUAUUUUAAAUCACGACUGUACAUAGUGGCUGGGUGGGUCCUGGAUAUCCAGCAUUGUAAGAUACUCAAAGGUAAAUGUGAGAGAGAUGUUUAGUGACGUCAUAUGUUCCUGGAACACUUUAAAAGAGAAUAGCAAAUAUUUGAUCAGGGAGGUAAAUACAACUGUUCAAUGUCUUUGGCAAAACACCGAUAAACCAUUCCUAAGCGAAUCUUGUCUUAGUCUGGAUUUCAUACCCACAUUAUUCAGAAGUGGCAAACAGGGCUUAGUAUAAACUUGCUUUUUAUAAACUGUCUCCAACGUAUAUUGGAAUACAGUGGUACCUCGGGUUAUAGACGCUUCAGGUUAAAUACGCUUCAGGUACAGACUCUGCUAACCCAGAAAUAGUACCUCGGGUUAAGAACUUUGCUUCAAGAUGAGAACAGAAAUCGUGCUCCGGCAGCUAAAGUGGUACCUCAGGUUAAGAACAGUUUCAGGUUAAGAACGGACCUCCAGAACGAAUUAAGUUCUUAACCCGAGGUACCACUGUAGUCCUUUUGGACACUAUAUCUCUAAAACGUUAUGAAAAUAUUAAAUGCAUAUUAUCCAGAAGUGCUCUUCCUGUAGUUGUAACUCUCCUUUUCUCCCUGCCUGAGGGCUUCCUUACACAUUGCAGAAAUCGCUUUUCCACUUCCUAUGCAUUUACAGUCAUUUUCUCUGCGCCAGUGAAACUUUUUUGAGUCCCUGCUGAAGGCAUUUAAACAUGCCUACCCAGAUGUUUAGAAAGUUUGUAGGAGUUUUAAUUUGUUUUAGUCUAUUUUAUUGCGGUUUUAACCUUCUGUAUGUUAUCAAUUAUGGUUGUCAAUUUUUUAGCGGUUAUUUUUAUUUUGUAAACUGCUCUGAGGUUUUUCCAAAAGCAAGCGGUACAUACAUUUUGUGAAAUAAAUAAAUAAAUAGCAUCUCCUGCUCUGGCUUUCGGAGCAAAGUGUGUUGGUAAACUGACCAUAAUGGUGUGUGAGUGGUGCUUUUAACUUACCAACAUUUAAUAAAAUGCAUAAUCCCACAAUGAAAUUGCUUGUGCUUAUUAUAGCACAGGGGUGGCCAACUCCCAAGAGACUAUGAUCUACUCACAGAGUUAAGAGCCAAUGAUCUACCUGUGAUCUACCACAGACGUCCAGUGAUCUACCAGUAGAUCACGAUCUACCUGUUGGACAUGCCUGUUAUAGCACAAUUGCAAUUCCAACAUGUUUUACUGUCUGUUGUGGAAAGUAGCCAGUGUGCUGUCAUUCUGUCGCCAUUGAAUGUUGUUCAUUGCAUUAUUUAUUGUGGUUCACCUGCCCUUAGGAUUUUAUCCUUAGAAAUAAAAGGUGUGUACCCCUCCAAACCUCAGAGUGACCCCUGAGUCUGGUAAUACCUUCCUCCUAGACAAAGGUGGUACUGGUGACUUGGUUACACUUCUAUGAGCAAAGGAAUGUUUAGAACUGGAAGUGAAUUACAGUGAUAAAUUUGGCACUUUGGCGCCAAUAAAUGCUGGUCCAAAAUCUCUUCCCUGAGGCAGCCGCUUCACGCUGCCUAUUUACACAGGAAUUCCCUUGAUCUCUCAACCUGAGCCUCCUGGUCCACUUGCUGUGUUGUUUUCCAGGUGAAACUCAGAAAAUUAGAAUAUUGUGGAAAAGUUCAUUUAUUUCAGUAAUGCAACUUAAAAGGUGAAAGUAAUAUAUGAGAUAGACUCAUGACAUGCAAAACGAGAUAUGUCAAGCCUUUAUUUGUUAUAAUUGUGAUGUUUAUGGCGUACAGCUGAUGAAAACCCCAAAUUAACCAUCUCAGAAAAUUAGAAUAUUAAAUGAAAUCAGCAAAACAAGGACUGCAAAUAGAGCAAUAUUGGACCUCUGAGAAGUAGAAGCAUGCACAUGUACUCAGUACUUGGUUUGGGCCCCUUUUGCAUCAAUUACUGCCUCAAUGCGGCGUGGCAUGGAUGCUAUCAGCUUGUGGCACUGCUGAGGUUUUAUGGAAGACCAGGAAGCUUCAAUAGCAGCCUUCAGCUCUUCUACAUUGCUCAGUGUCAUGUCUCUCAUCUUUCUCUUGGCAAUGCCCCAUAGAUUCUCUAUGGGGUUCAGGUCAGGCGGGUUUGCUGGCCAAUCAAGCACAGUAAUCCCAUGGGCAUUGAACCAGGUUUUGAUACUUUUGGCAGUGUAGGCAGGUGACAAAGUCCUAUUGGAAAAUGAAAUCAGCAUCCCCAUAAAGCUCAUCUGCGGAAGGAAGCAUGAAGUGCUCCAAAAUCUCCUGGUAGACGGCUAUGUUGACCCUGGACUUAAUGAAGCACAGUGGACCAACACCAGCUGAUGACAUGGCUACCCAAAUCUCUUUUCUGAUGAGAGCAGCUUUUGCAUCUCACUAGGAAACGAAGGACCCAGAGUCUGGAGGAAGAAUGGGGAGGCACACAGUGCCAGAUGCUUGAAGUCCAAUGUGAAGUUUCCACAGUCUGUGUUGAUUUGGGGAGCCAUGUCAUCAGCAAACUUUUUCAACAGGGGGCUGGUCCACUGUCCCUCAGACCUUGUGGGAGGCCGGACUAUAUUUGGGGGGGGGGGGGAGAAAAAAGAACAAAUUCCUAUGCCCCACAAAUAACCCAGGGAUGCAUUUUAAAUAAAAGGACACAUUCUCCUCAUGUAAAAACACCACACAGGCCCUACAAAUCACCCAGAGAUGUAUUUUAAAUAAAAGGACACAUUUUACUCAUGUAAAAACAUGCUGAUUCCCAGACCAUCCAAGGGCCGGAUUGAAAAGGCGAUUGGGCCGGAUCCAGCCCCCAGGCCUUAAUUUGCCUACCCAGGGUCUAAUUCUCCACUUUCAUCGCAACUGUGAUUCUCACAUUAGUCUGACUACCUUUGAUUGUUAUUCUCCUACAGACUGUGGUGAGCCAAAAAUCCGCCUUUUCACAGAAUCAUAGAGUUGGAAGGGACCACGAGGGUCAUCUAGUCCAACCCCCUGCAAUGCAGGUAUCUUUUGCCCAAUGUGGGAUUCGAACCCACAACCCUGAGAUUAAAAGGCUCAUGCUCUACCGACUGAGCUCUCUCUUUUAACAAGUUAAUUUUCCCACUACCAUAAUUUAUGGCAGGAGGGAAAUCUAAAUGAUCUGUUGCUGUCGUCGCUGACAAUUGUUUCCAUUGUGACUCACGCAUCACCCGUUCCAUUUCACACGGUCAUAAAUUCCAGAAACAUUCAUCUGUGUGCAAAAUCAAAGAAGGGUUAAAAAAGUUCUAUAUAGGCCAACUAGGUGCUACGGAAAAAUUAGCGUUCGAUCUUAAAUACAGUCAAGGGGCAAUUCUCUGUUGUCCUAGAGCACGGGACUGGAUCUAAUGGGCUUAAGUUACAGGAGGGUCAGUUCAGGUUCAACAUGCAGAGAAAAAUGCUGUUUGCAAUAAAAAAUCAUCAUCAAUCUUUAUUACGGUCCAGAGACCCAACAAAUCAUUACAAAGCAAUACACAAUUCAUACAGCCUACCUCCAGGUUAAACAAGCAUAUUGUUCAGAAUAUAGGGAUCAUUUGUUCUUCCAACCACCGAUAAAAACUUGGCCACUGCUAAUGUUCUAGCAUUUGUCCGGUCUUCCAAUAGGAACCUGACAUAAUGAGCCUCUGAUUUUCCUGGGAAAGGUACCAGCAAGGGUAGUAUCAGUUCAGCCCUGGCUUGCUCAUAUUUUGCGCAAUGCAACAAAAUAUAUUUUAUGGAAUCGAUGUCUUGAGCACACAAGCAAAGUCUGUCCUGGUAGGGAACUCCUCUCAACCUGCCAUCCGACACUGCAGAAGGAAAGACAUUUAGUCUGGCUUUGGUGAAAAGCCUUCGAUAGUUUGGUACUGUCAGGUUUUUAAUGUAAGAUGUUAACUUAAAGACAUGCCCAUAUGGUACACAAAAUAAAAAAUUGUGUGAUAGGAACCUGCUACCCAGAGGUCACACAGGUACGUGUACACAAGCAAUCUUCUUUUUCAGGCUUUCUACUUUAUAUACAAAAGGUAGGGCACAAUGAUGUCACCUGUAUGAGGAAAGGAGGAACUUCUCGCAUGCUAUCUUCAGUUAAUUAUUUCUAUAAAUAUAAAUCUACUGCCCAAAUUCACCGGACUCUGGUUGACUUUUAAACAAGUUUUAAUCGAUUAGCCGAGCCCUUUAAACAUUGCAAUCUUAAUGUUUCUAAGUUUGAAUCAUCCGAGGGUGCCUUUCGUCUGCCACUGUUUUUUUUCUGGGCGAAGGCUCCGUACAUUUAGCACUCCUGGCAGAUGUACAACAGGGGCAGCAUUUUCCUAUUGCUGUGUGCUGAGGGAACCCUACACCCACUGAUGGCGGAAGUUAUUGUGCAGUAGUUAAAGGCACGAGGCUUGGAGGGAGAAUUGCAUGGCCUUACCCUCCAACAUUUCUCUGAUGAAAAUUUUGUUGUCGUUUAGUCGUGUCCGACUCUUCGUGACCCCAUGGACCAGAGCACGCCAGGCACUCCUGUCUUCCACUGCCUCCCGCAGUUUGGCCAAACUCAUGCUGGUAGCUUUGAGAACACUGUCCAACCAUCUCGUCCUCUGUCAUCCCCUUCUCCUUGUGCCCUCCAUCUUUCCCAACAUCAGGGUCUUUUCCAGGGAGUCUUCUCUUCUCAUGAGGUGGCCAAAGUAUUGGAGCCUCAGCUUCACGAUCUGUCCUUCCAGUGAGCACUCAGGGCUGAUUUCCUUAAGAAUGGAGAGGUUUGAUCUUCUUGCAGUCCAUGGGACUCUCAAGAGUCUCCUCCAGCACCAUAAUACAAAAGCAUCAAUUCUUCGGCGAUCAGCCUUCUUUAUGGUCCAGCUCUCACUUCCAUACAUCACUACUGGGAAAGCCAUAGCUUUAACUAUACGGACCUUUGUUGGCAAGGUGAUGUCUCUGCUUUUUAAGAUGCUGUCUAGGUUUGUCAUUGGUUUUCUCCCAAGAAGCGGGCGUCUUUUAAUUUCGGGGCUGCUGUCACCAUCUGCAGUGAUCAUGGAGCCCAAGAAAAUAAAAUCUCUCACUGCCUCCAUUUCUUCCCCUUCUAUUUGCCAGGAGGUGAUGGGACCAGUGGCCAUGAUCUUCGUUUUUUUGUUGUUGAGCUUCAGACCAUAUUUUGCGCUCUCCUACAACAACAACAACAACAACAACAACAACAACAACAACAACAACAACUUUAUUAUUUAUACCCCAUCCAGCUUCCAACAUAAUAAAAACAUAACGAAACAUUAAACUUUUUUAAAAUUAAAAACCUUCCCUAUACAGAGCUGCCUUCAGAUGUCUUCUAAAGGUGGUAUAGUUACUUAUCUCCUUGGCUCAGGGGGUCACAUAACUCCAUUCCCUCCAACAUUUUUUCGAUGAAAAUAGGAACGCCCUAAGCAAAAGUGGGACAUUCUGGAAUCAAAUCAGAAACUGGGAUGGCUUCUGUAAGUCCGGGGCCGUCCUGGGAAAAUAGGGACACUAGGAGAGUCUGCAUGACAGGCUGGCUAAUGGUGUAACUGUUUUUAAAUGGUUGAAGCAAGUUAAUACAGUCAUACCUCGGGUUGAAAUAGCUUCGGGUUGAGCGUUUUCGGGUUGCGCUCCGCGGCGACCUGGAAGUAAUGGAACAUGUGGUUUCGCCACUUGCGCAUGCGCAGACGCUAAAAAUGAUGUCACACACAUGUGCGGAAGUGGUGAAUCGCAACCCGUAGACGUGGGUUGCGUUCGCUUCAGGAUGCGAACGGGGCUCCGGAACGGAUCCCAUUCACAUCCAGAGGUACCACUGUAAAAGGAAUUAAUUAAAAUGAGGCAGACUCUACACACUGAGUGACUGCAGUCGUAAGCAAUUAAAUGGAUUAGGAAUGCCUGCCAAAGCCCAAAAUCCCUUUGCUUAUGGAGAUGUUUGUGGUACCUGUGGCUGGUAAGAAGGAUUUUGUGUUCUUUUCUUGACCUGCUAUAUGCCCUUAGCGGUUCUUAUUUCCUCCCUGCUCAGUGACAUCAGCUUAAUGCCCACCUAGCAAUGGUUUUCUCCCGUAACACCACACACCUGUCACAUUUUAAAAGCCAAACAACAAAUGUAACACCGUACAGCCCUGCAAGUGAACUGCAUGGUCGCAGACAAUGUGAUAAUUAACAAAGAAUAGCUUCUUACUGCCGGAAUACCAAAGCAGAAAACAAAAGCUGGGCAGAUUACCCAGCCGUACUUUUUCCUGGUUGCAAGUUGAUGAUUAAGAGCAAAGCAAGCACUUUGUUUUCGUCCUGGCAGAGUUCCUUUAACAGUUUCCUGACAGGUAGAAAUUCAGUAAGGCGAUUCUUUACCUGUCAUUGUAUUCCCACGCCAGGUAAGACUGCACCUGUAGUGUGUGUCUUUUGUGUUUUGCUUGCCAUUCAGAUAUUAAAGGCACAGGAGUCCGGCAGGAGAAAAAGCUGGCAACCAUUCAGAGCUAGCAGCGUUCGAAACUCCCAUUGUUCAACACAGGUUUUGUGACAGGGAAUUUGAUGAAUGCGAGCAGUUUCUGAGCUCUGGGAGCAGUACGGCGCACCUAAGAUUUCAGAUUAAAACUGCCACUGCUGGAACAAAAGGAGGACCUUUUUCUGCCUCUCCACUUCCAGCCACUCUCUGAGGGCUGGAGAAGGGACCCUCAUAAGAAUAUUAGGGGGGCGGGCAGGGGACGUAUGGCUUUGUUUUUUGCUGUCUUCAGAUGAGGACUAGACCAUGUGAAAAAUGAAUAUAAGCCUUUAGCUGCAGUUCAUUCAUUUUCAGCUUUGUAUUCUUGUUACUAAAAAGUGCACCGAGACAUUCUGUUGUUGUGCCCAUAACCUAGGUUUAAGGUGCCAUUUAGCUCCUAGCUUUCAUAUCUUAGUUUCUAACACUGAGGGCUAGUAUAUUUAGAGUGGUUUUACUUCCUUUUUUCCUCACCUGCUUUCGGCAUUACAUCUCCUAUUUUAAUAUUAAAUUAAUUUAGGAAGUAUUUCCAUACUACUAGUUUAGCACUGUUAUAUGACUGUGAAUCACGUUCCUGCGAAUUACAGUUCAGUUUUAGUUCCGUAUUCAAACUGUUUGGCCACUUCAUUGACAGGAUGCUGAACUAGAUUGGGCCUUCCAGCAGGCUCCUCUUACGUAAUUCUACAAAAGAGUACAGUGGUACCUCUAGUUACGAACUUAAUUCGAGAAGGCGACCAUAUUUAAUCGCCAAGAAAGCCAUUUCCAGUUGUUGUUGUUGUUGUUGUUGUUUAGUCAUGUCCGACUCUUCGUGACCCCAUGGACCAGAGCACGCCAGGCACUCCUGUCUUCCACUGCCUCCCGCAGUUUGGUCAAACUCAUGCUGGUAGCUUCGAGAACACUAUCCAACCAUCUCGUCCUCUGUCGUCCCCUUCUCCUUGUGCCCUCCAUCUUUCCCAACAUCAGGGUCUUUUCCAGGGAGUCUUCUCUUCUCAUGAGGUGGCCAAAGUAUUGGAGCCUCAGCUUCAAGAUCUGUCCUUCCAGUGAGCACUCAGGGCUGAUUUCCUUAAGAAUGGAGAGGUUUGAUCUUCUUGCAGUCCAUGGGACUCUCAAGAGUCUCCUCCAGGACCAUAAUUCAAAAGCAUCAAUUCUUCGGCGAUCAGCCUUCUUUAUGGUCCAGCUCUCACUUCCAUACAUCACUACAUUUCCAGUUACCACCUGCCUAAUGUCAGGUGCUGGGAGAACCUCAGUGAGAGCAUCCUUCAUCCUUCUCUGGGUUUGGGCAGACAGAUCUUCUACAAGGGCGCUCUGCCUUUAAAGCAAGUGCGUAACAAGCUGAAACUGAACAGGCAAAGCUGUUGCAAGCUGGGGAAGCCCUUUCCUCCAUGAGACGUAGGUCAUCAUGCCACCUUUUUGCCCCUUGGUCUGCUGUACUUUUUAGGUUCCUAAGAAAACCAAAGAAGGUGUGAAGUCAAUGCUGUUUCCAUUUCUAGAGUUCUUUUCUGGAAAACUGUAUUAGGGCCUAAUCGUCCUUCAUGAUUAUAGCACUGAUUAUAGAAUUCAGUGCUACAAUACAUCUAUAAAGGAGAAGCCAAAUAAGGUGCCCUGGAUUUCAAAGUUUUGCUGGAUAAAUAAACUUCACUUCUACUGUCUGAAAGAGGUUAUUGUCUCUUUAAAACUUAAAAAAGGUCCGUGUUAUCAGCAUGUAUUUUUGGUUUGCCUCCUCUGGGUGGGGCAUGGAAAAGACAAUAUUUGCCUGCCUUGUGGUUCUAUUCUUUUCACGCUUGUAUAUUGUAUUCUCUUGCCCCACACCCCCAAAUUUACCAGAUGGAUUUAUGUCAGGCUUUUGUUUCAGUUGUCAGAAUACAAUGGUACCUCAGGUUACAUAUGCUUCAGGUUACAGACUCCGCUAACCCAGAAAUAGUACCUCAGGUUAAGAACUUUGCUUCAGGAUGAGAACAGAAAUCGUGCUCUGGCGGCACGGCAGCAGCAGGAGGCCCCAUUAGCUAAAGUGGUGCUUCAGGUUAAGAACAGUUUCAGGUUAAGAAUGGACCUCUGGAACGAAUUAAGUACUUAACCCGAGGUACCACUGUACAUUGAACUGUGUAUAUAUAUAUAUAUAUAUAUAUAUAUAUAUAUAUGCAUUGUAAAGUUUCGUAAUUAUUAAUAAAUUUAUGUCUAUCCAAAUAAAUUAGCGUAUGCAAAUUUUAUGCAAAACUGGGUUCCCUCCUCCCCCCCUUUUAUGUUGCAUUUCCUCUCUUUUUCGGUAAUGCAGAAUUGGGUACCACUUAUUUUUUUCAGGCUUAUCCACACAGGAGUUUGGUGUGGGUUUGAAACUGCAGGUGCCUUGUUAAGGUGGAACAUUCUCCACAUGGGCAUUCAUCCCCAUCCACAGUGGGAAAUUUAAAUAUAUGUGCUCUUUUUCUUUUUCUCUCUGGGUUGCAACCCUGUUUCAACACAGAAAUUGAAUGAACAUUCAACAAAAUAAUCAUUUUAAAAAACAGAAUCUAUCGCCUCUUUGCCCUUGUGUCACACAUUUCAGAGCAAGAAAUGGCAGACUUGGAAACCUGUAAUGUAUCAUGUUGUGACAAGGAAGAAACAUCACAGUGUAGACUGGGUUUAUUCUCUCCCAAUUUCCUAUAAAAUAAGCUUCCAACAAAGAAACUUAAAACAAUAUAAUCCUGAGACUAAAGUUACAGUCGCUUCACUUCAAAAAUGAAACUUCUUCCCAACCUUUGGCCUAGCACGGCAUUCCAUAGAUCAUUUGUUUGCAUGUCCUGGAAAGUGUCAUUAAGGCACAUAAUUAUCAUAUGCACCCUAAGGUGAAAUACUGUGGUAUCUAUAUAAGUAAAGGUAAAGGGACCCCUGACCAUUAGGUCCAGUCGUGGCCGACUCUGGGGUUGCGGCGCUCAUCUCGCUUUAUUGGCGGAGGGAUCUGGCGUACAACUUCCGGGUCGUGUGGCCAGCAUGAAUAAGCCGCUUCUGGCGAACCAGAGCAGCACAGGGAAAUGCUGUUUAUCUUCCCGACAGAGCGGUACCUAUUUAUCUACUUGCACUUUGACGUGCUUUUGAACUGCUAGGUUGGCAGGAGCAGGGACCGAGCAACGGGAGCUCACCCUGUCACAGGGAUUCAAACUGCCGACCUUCUUUUUUUUAAAAAAAAGAUAUUUAUUAAAGUUUCAACAUAUUACAAAAAUAAGCAAAAAAAAGAAGAAGUAAAGAAAAAAAGUAAAAAAUGAAAAUACAAGAUAAAAACAAUUAAAAAAACAGAUUAGUCUUUCCAUGUCUUAUCUUUCAUUUGCUUGUUUCCCUGACCUCCUCACACCUCCCUUUUUUGUAUUCCAGUUCAAUUAGUUAGUUCAGCAAAUCCUUUCCCUCUUUGGUUUUAUCUUAAUCUUCCAUCUUAAUAUAUUAUAACUUUAAAUUAUCACCUAUUAACAAUCCAUUUUUACAUAUUCCUUUAUAACAUUGCUGCUAAAAACCACUUAGCUUCAAUCCAAAAUCAUUCUAACAUUCAUUAAUUUUGCAGUAUUUCUGUAAAUAGUCUUUAAAUUUCUUCCAGUCUUCUUCCACCGACUCUUCUCCCUGGUCUCGGAUUCUGCCAGUCAUUUCCGCCAGUUCCAUAUAGUCCAUCACCUUCAUCCGCCAUUCUUCCAGAGUGGGUAAAUCUUGUGUCUUCCAAUACUUUGCAAUAAGUAUUCUUGCUGCUGUUGUGGCAUACAUAAAGAAAGUUCUAUCCUUCUUUAGCACCAAUUGGCCAACCAUGCCCAGGAGAAAGGCCUCUGGUUUCUUCAGAAAGGUAUAUUUAAAUACCCUUUUCAUUUCAUUAUAAAUCAUCUCCCAGAAAGCCUUAAUCCUUGGGCACGUCCACCAAAGGUGAAAGAAUGUACCUUCAGUUUCUUUACAUUUCCAACAUUUAUUAUCGGGCAAGUGAUAGAUUUUUGCAAGCUUGACUGGGGUCAUGUACCACCUGUAAAUCAUUUUCAUAAUAUUCUCUCUUAAGGCAUUACAUGCCGUAAACUUCAUACCUGUGGUCCAUAACUGGGAACGAACUGCCGACCUUCUGAUCGGCAAGUCCUAGGCUCUGUUGUUUAACCCACAGCGCCAUCCGCGUCCCUCUAUAUAAGUAAGUGAAGCUAUUACAGGCAGUGAUGGAAGUGGAGAGGAGCUUCCAUACCUUGGAAGCCGAACGGAAUCCAUUCCGGAAGUCCGUUCGACUUCCAAAACGUUCAGAAACCAAAGUAUGGCUUCUUGUCCUGCAGCCAAUCGGAAGCUGCGGGAGCCCCAUUGGACUUCCAAAAAUAGUUCACAAACCAGAACAGUCACUUCCGGGUUUGCGGCGUUCGGAAGCCAAAAUGUUUGAGAACCAAACUGUUCACAAACCAAGGUACGACUGUAUAGCUGAAUGUCUUGAAAGGGUAGCAAAUUCUUAGUUGCUUACUAACUGUGGUUGCCUUCUUAACAGCAGGUAGUGGGGAGAAGUAUUUGAGUUAUUUUUCUGCCUCAGAAGCCAAAAUAACCCUGUUGACCUUGGGUAAUAUGCGCCUUGACUUGGCACCAUUUUGUCCUUUGCCUCAGGCAGCAAAAUGUCUUGAGCCAACCCUCCUCAUUGUUUUGAGGCAAUAUGCUGUUAAAGGCUCAGCUGGGAGAAAAACAAGAGGAGUGGAAUAAAGAAUAAGGAAGAGUAUUUCCCUGUGUAUACAAGCCACUCCUGUUCAUUGGCACCGUGAAGUUAAAAAACAAGACCUCACUGGAAAAGUUUACAUACUACUUCUGAACAUGUGGCAUCACAAGCUGCCCUCGCUAGGCUGGAACCUCAUUUUUUGUUGGUAACUUUAGGUGAACAGAGAGCCUAUUCUUCUUGAGAGGGAAAAAUGGAUUAAAUGGCUAGUUGGCCGGACUCCAGACAAUGCUAAAUCUCUUAAAGGAACAAAUGUUUUCUUCAGCUUUUAAGCAUUGUUCCACUGCAGGACUGCAAAAGACUGUAAAUAACAUUAAGAUAAAGAAAUCAAACACCUUUCCAUUCAAUAGCAGGAUGGAAAUAGAAACUGUGCUUCACAGAGGCCUCACCGUUAUAGUCUUUCCCCUGUAUAUAUGGAUUGCAACCUGCCCCUUGGGUCAAUUAAUUGGCUUUGCAAUUCACUAAGACACAAUUGCUUGGAUUUGAACAUUUUACUUCAAAUGGUUGUGGCUUUAUAAGAAUGCAAGUCCUCCUGUCACAUCUCUUAUAAAUGUGUCAAGGAAAUUCUUUUUGUGAGAGAUAAAUCAAUUGGGGGAAAGUAUCUUAGGUCUGAGAUACAGAUUAAAUUAUAUGUUCUACACAGUUGUUGAACCCUGUCUUUUUUAUAUAAAAAAGAGACAAAAUUGAACGUGAUGUUGGACUGGGAAUAGACCGAUUUGAAACAAUUUUCGUGAGAAAAGUAUUGAGAGACCACAAUCUCAUACCUUCCAACAUUUAUCCAAUGAAAAUUACCUCACAAUGUACAAGGGAAGGGUAUGAAAUAAAGUUUUUAGCUGUAAGCUAACUUGAGUCCCUGUCAUGGAAAAUGGCAGGGGAGGAGGAGAAGAAGAAGAAGAAGAAGAAGAAGAAAAAGAAGAAGAAGAAGAAGAAGAAGAAGAAGAAGAAGAAGAAACUGUGAGAAUGAUCAGGAACAUACCAGAAAGUAAAUCCUAUUGAACUCAGUGGGACUUAGUUCUAAGGGGAAAAAUGUUUAGGAUUGCAAUGUAAGACUGCACAGUCUUUACCCAGUUACCUGGGAGUAAGCUCCAUUGAAUACAGUGGGACUUACCGUAUUUUUCGCCCUAUAGGACGCACUUUUUCCCCUCCAAAAAUGAAGGGGAAAUGUGUGUGCGUCCUAUGGGGCAAAUACAGGCUUUCGCUGAAGCCUGGAGAGCGAGAGGGGUCGGUGCGCACUGACCCCUCUCGCUCUCCAGGCUUCAGGAAGCUCUGCGCAACCCUCGGGAGCCCGGCGCGAAGCCGCGCCGGGUUCCGGAAGGUUGCACAGAGCUGCCUGUGCUCCCGGGCUCCGUGCAGUUCUGCGCAACCCUCGGGAGCCCGGCGGGAAGCCGCGACGGGCCCCCAAAGGUUGCGCAGAGCUGCCUGCAUUCCGAAGCCUCGGGCGCACUGAAGAGCGCACCCGGGCUUCGCGCAACUCUCCGCAAGCCUGGGGACACCGGCGCAGCUCCCUAAGCUUGUGGAUAGCAAGCUGUUCUGGGGGCUGGGGUCGGGGGAAGCUCGGGCUUCCCCCGCACCAGCCCCGUGCCUGGGGGGGAAAUAAUUUUUUUUUUCUUUAUUCCCCCCACCAAAAAAAACUAGGUGCGUCCUAUAGGGCAGUGCGUCCUAUGGGGCGAAAAAUACGGUACUUCUCAGUAGACAGUGUAAGCCUCCAUUUACAAUAAAGGAAUAAACACUCCACAUGUUUCCUUAAAAAUGGCUGGCAGCUGAAGCAUUGCAGUGACAUUUUCCUUCAAAAUUAUAGGAAGGGCUUCGUACGCUUUCAGGAAUUUUAUUUUCAGUAUAAACAGAACUCAGUUUCUUGCACCUACACACACACACAACCACUUUUAAUUGUUCUCCAAGACAUAGAGGGGAGGAAAAAGAGAAGCCGGGACGUUCUGGGAUCAAAUCAGAAACUAGGGUGGCUUCUGUAUUUUCGGGACUGUCCCUGGAAAAUAGGGACAUCUGGAGGGUAUGCAAUCUUUCUUUUCAUGCUGAACAGUUGCUGGUGUGUAGACGGACUGGAUGCGUAGGGAUUGUGCCAAAUGGAGAAGGAACUGGAAAGUCUUGUGUGUAUCCCAAAGCACCAGUCUGUAACGUCCCCUAGGCCAGAGUGAUCCAUUGUGAGCUCUUCUUGGCCUUUGUGUUAGAUGGUAAGGUAAAAAGGUAAAGGACCCUGGACGGUUUAGUCCAGUCAAAGGCAACUAUGGGGUUGCGGUGCUAAUCUGGCUUUCAGGCCGAGGGAGCCGGCAUUUGUCCACAGACAGCUUUCCAGGUCAUGUAGCCAGCAGGACUAAACCGCUUCUUGCACAAUGGGGCACCGUAACGGAAACCAGAGCACACAGAAAUGCUGUUUACCUUCCCGCCGCAGCGGUACGUAUUUAUCUACUCGUACUGGUGUGCUUUUGAACUGCUAGGUUGGCAGGAGCUGGGUCAGAGCAAUGGGAGCUCACUUCGUUGCAGGGAUUCGAACCACCAACCUUCCAAUUGGCAAGCCCAAGAGGCUUAGUGGUCUAGACCACAGCACCACCCACAUCCCUAGAUGGUAGGCUCAAUGGAUCAUGGACUCAUCUUGGAUAUUCACAUUGCAAAGCGCUUGUACACUGUGUAAAAAGAAUUUAAUUGCAGAGUGUGAGCAAGAACCAGGCUUUGUUAACAACGCAGCACUUGGACAUGUCUUCAGUGCUUGUGCUUGUCUUUAUCUUACCUGAUAGCCAAUAACUCUGUCACUGUUAUCCUGCUCUGCAGAGGAAUGGCCUAAAGCAGCAAUUUGCCUGAGGCCAUCCAACAGGAAAAUAGCUAAGUCACGGAUCUGAACCCAAGUUGAGGGUGAAUGUUGUGUCCUCGGGGCCAUUACUGGUUCCAUGCCUUGUGCCCUUUAGUGGAAAGAUACAGCUGAAGUUAUCCUGCUGUUGUUGCCAUUGUUUUAAACUAUCCUGCCCAUUUUUUCCUUAGCAUAAGAAGCGAUAAGUUUAGAGCAGGUGGAACAAAGUGUUUGCAGUGCGUUCCAGUGAACCCCAGAAAUAUUUUCAUUUCUGUUUGCCUUCCAGCUUUGAGAGUUGAUAGUAAAUGACAGUACUCUCUCAAGUUUUGCAAUCUGUCACACUGAAAAUGCAAUCUCAGCUAUUAUCUCUGUCUCCUUAGGAAACAACAACAAAAAGUACUGUUUUCUUCUCUAACACUCACUGCCUCCAUCUAUAUAUCCUAUUUAGUUUUUAGGGAGUUAGGAUUAUUUCUCCCCUUUCAAAAUCCUGUUUAAGUCUCUUAAAGCAUGUCUCAUGAUGUUUGGGUCUGCAAAUCAUUAGUUCUGCAAACUUCAUGGCAAAUCCCUUCCCCCCAAUUUUGUUCCAGUCUGAUGUGGAGAAGAUGCUGAAAAAUUGAAAAUACUCAUUUCAUGUUCCUAACACAAGUUAAAACUGAAUUAUUCUAAACCUUCAAUUUGCAAUAGGUGCAGAUAAUCUCCUAGCAGUUGAGAGCUAAACCAAGGACAGUGGUACCUCUGGUUAUGAACUUAAGUCAUUCCGGAGGUCCAUUCUUAACCUGAAACCAUUCUUAACCUGAGGUACCACUUUAGCUAAUGGGGCCUCCUACUGCCGCCGUGCCGCCACCGCGUGAUUUCUGUUCUCAUCCUGAGGUAAAGUUCUUAACCUGAGGUAUUACUUCCAGGUUAGCAGAGUCUGUAACCCGAAGUAUUUGUAACCCAAGGUACCACUGUAAAGAGCUAGUAUGGUUGCAUUCUGUUCUAUAAAGACCCUAGAUGCAUGACUCUUUGCUCUCAAAAUACAAUGAAGUUCAUCACAGAUAUUUCUUUGACUAAAGCAGUUUUAUUUAGUCUCUCUUUCUGUUAAGUUAAGCUUUCAUGGCAUACCGUUUUGCUAUAAGAGCAAAAGAGGGAAUAAAUAAAAUUAAAUUUCAAUUUAACAAGUUGCAACUUGAAUUGAAUUGAAUUGUUAUGUCUUCAGUGGUCUGUGUUUGCCUGAGCUUGAGUCUGGAGCCCCUGGACUAAGGAAUCUGAGCAUAUGUUCUGAUUCAUGAUAUCCAAUCACAGAACAUUUCAGGAUUUGGGCCUCUGCCAUUGGCCCUUAAAUUCUGACUUAUGAUUCGCAGCUUGGAAGUUUGGACAGCCAAUCACGUUGGGAGUGGCCCAGGCCUUCAGAAAUCUAUAUAAGCAGUUGCUUUGCCCCUGUUUUCCAGUUCUGUUUGUUCAAUAAAGAUUCUUGCUAUUAUCACUGUGCCUUGCCUUGUGGGAACACUUCAUAAAUAACCAACAAAACCAGCCUUAUUUGCUCUGCUGCUGAGGGUAUAAAAAAGGCCCAGUUCACUGUCCUGCUGACCAAGGAACUCUGUUGAACACUGGCCCAUUUUUAUUCUAACAACCUAUUGAGAUAGGCUAGAUUGAGCUGGAUUUGAUGAUGUACAGCUGAAUGUGUGGAACCAGCUCCACUGAAAAGCAUUACUUUGGAGAUGAUGUGAGAUGCAGGCUCUGUUCUGUGACCUUUCACCAUUCGCACAUGCAAUCCAUCGCAUUACGUCGCAGUGAUCAAAUAAUGUAUACGCACAUGUGAACAAGACCUUGGUCUUAUGAAGAGGUCUUUUGGUUGGCUGACCCAUUGCGGAUCAUGUGCAGUUUUGUAAUAUCAGAAGAAUCAGGAAACAUACAAUAUCUGUUAACUAAAUGCACCCUUUGAUAGGCCUGGCUCCCUUAGGCACAGUGCGUGUUAAUCAGUGUUUUACUCAAGAGCCACAGCCAAAGCAGUAAUAAUUAUUCAGUGAAAUGCAUGAUUACUAUCACAAAUGCUUUCAUUCCUAAUUAUUGCUAUUAUAUUCAUGAGUCGGAAACUGAGGCGACUUCUAGGGAAGCAGCACACACAAGGUUACAUGGGAAUCUAUGCAGAGAAUUAAGCUACACACCACCAUCUCUCCCACAAUGCACUAUGUGUGCUAUACUUUUCCUACUACAGUGGAACCUUGGUUCCCAAACAGCUUAGAUGCCGAACAAAUCGGCUCCCGAAUGUAAUUGUUCCGGUUUGUGAACGUUUUUCGGAAGCCAAACAUCCGGCACAUCUUCCGUGGCUUCCGUGCCUUGGUUCUUGAACCAUUUUGGGAAUCAAACAGACUCCCGGAACGGAUAAAGUUCUGGAACCAAGGUUCCUCUGUAGUGGUAAAUGAAGCUUGCGUUCUGCAGACAUAGAUAUAUUUCUUGCAGUCUCUAGAAGGGUCUGUUCUCCCAAAGCCAAGUCUGAAGAGGCAGCUGCAUUCCCAAAGCCCAACAUUCUCUUCCACUUGCAAUGGAUUGACUUGCUCUAUAUUCAAAAGACCACUUGCUGUUAGCAUCAGUCUGUCUCAGAACCUGUCUUCAGAGGUAAAGUCAAACCAUUGUGGGGUUGCAGUGCCUGCUGUGGCUGUAGAGACUGAUAACAGGAGAGACAUGUUUUGUUGCAGCUGGGGCAGAUGAAGACGUUUCUUCUCUCUGUGCUCCUUCCAGUUCUUCCUUCCUUCCAUUCCUCCUCUGAUCAUUGCUGCGGAUGCACAACCUGACUGUCUGUCUCCAGGUGUUGUGAUCAUGUGCAAGGGCUACACGGUUGAUGUUGCCAGCCUUCGUGUAAUGUUUGCAGACAUCUUUAUAACACAGAGUUGGUCUGCCAGGGGGACUAGUGCCCAUAGAGCAUGUCCUUAAGCAUCCUGCCAUCUCCCAUUCUGCAGACAGGACCAAGCUAGCAUAGACAUCUCUGACACAGGAGUGCAAAGCUGCUGCAAAUGCAGUGGAUGUUUAGACGUUUAAUCGUGUCUGACUCUUUGUGACCUCCUGGACCAGAGCACGUCAGGCACUUCUGUCUUCCACUGCCUCCUGCAGUUUGGGCAAACUCAUGCUGGUAGCUUCAAGAACACUGUCCAACCAUCUCGUCCUCUGUCGUCCCCUUCUCCUUGUGCCCUCCAGCUUUCCCAACAUCAGGGUCUUUUCCAGGGAGUCUUCUCUUCUCAUGAGGUGGCCAAAGUAUUGGAGCCUCAGCUUCAGGAUCUGUCCUUCCAGUGAGCACUCAGGGCUGAUUUCCUUAAGAAUGGAUAGGUUUGAUCUUCUUGCGGUCCAUGGGACUCUCAAGAGUCUCCUCCAGCACCAUAAUUCAAAAGCAUCAAUUCUUCGGCGAUCAGCCUUCUUUAUGGUCCAGCUCUCACUUCCAUACAUCACUACUGGGAAAACCAUAGCUUUUACUAUACGGACCUUUGUUGGCAAGGUGAUAUCUCUACUUUUAAGAUGCUGUCUAGGUUUGUCAUUGCUUUUCUCCCAAGAAGAAGGUGUCUUUUAAUUUUGAGGCUGUUGUCACCAUCUGCAGUGAUCAUGGAGCCCAAGAAAGUAAAAUCUCUCACUGCCUCCAUUUCUUCCCCUUCUAUUUGCCAGGAGGUGAUGUUGAGCUUCAGACCAUAUUAAUGCAAAUGCAGUGCAGAGUCUCAAAUCUUUGUUUGAGACUCUUCCCUUCAAUGUAUGUUCACCACACUACCUGUCCUUGUAAAAAGGCGGGUUGUGGCAUUAACAAAUCCAUAUAGUAAUAUCCUUUUGGUUACUGUAAUGUCCUCUGCUGAAGCAAACAGUAGCUUGCUAAAACUGAAAUCGAUUGUCCCAACAAUGUGUGAUAAUUACAGAGGGCGAGAAAAGUUUCUAGUGUAGGUGGCUGCCACAUGUCACAGCACUGACAUUUCCUCCUGGUGUAGUUUCACAAACCUAUUUAUCACUUGCAACGUCAAAUGAUGGCUUGCACUUCUGAAUGGGAUACAUCAGGUGCAGCUCACAAGAUGGUGUGUCUGUGUUGCUUCACAUCACCUGAAAUCCAAAACUUUUGAGCAGGAACAUUCCACGCAUACAUUUUUUUUAAAAAACUGAGUCUACAGCUUUCAAUCUACACUCUAUGUAGAGAAACCGAGUGGUGUACCUAGAUGUGUGAACCUAUAUGGCUUGAUUCAACUUCUUAUUUCUUCUUUGCCGAUCACUCGUAGCUGAGUAAGAUUGUCUUCCAUGAACACGGUUUUAACAGUGAGUCCGUAAGUGACUGUGGAGGCCAAUUCUGGAUCCACACGUCCUUCCACAGUGGGGAUAUAGGUUUCCGGGUGGGAGUUGAUCAUGGUGAGGGUUUGCCAAGUGUGUCUUCCUCUUAGCAUGUUUCUUCCUUUCCUCCUGAGUUUGAGCGUCUUCAAAGCCCAUGACACCUUUGGUAAAGGCUGUUCUCCAAUUGGAGCACUCGCAGGCUAGUGUUACCCAAUUGUCAGUACUACAUUUUUAAAGAUUUGCCUUGAGAGAGUCUUUCAACUAAGUUGUUCCCAGCACUAGUGCAAUAGAGCUUCCAUCACACACACCCUUUGACUCCUCCAGAUGUGCUCUGGUGGGGUCAGGAGAAGCCCCAAAGCAGCCUGCAGGGGCAAGAGAGGGGAAUUUGUUCCAAUCGAGCAAGCAGAAAUGCUUCUGCUGAAAGCACAAUCUCCUCAGAGCUACUUUGAAUUGCACCCUUAAUCUCCAGAAUAUUCAUGGAAGGUGGAGACAGGAAGUUCUUUCAGCAGAGGAACUUCAAAGAGACAAUACGAAACCAAAUACCAAAUACCUCGCCCCUGCUGAAGUAUUAAUUAUGAUUGAUAUUACUUUAUUUAAUUGUGAGCUCUUAAUAAUACAGGAGCAGUGACAAAAAGAGAAUCCGAUCCAAGCACAAGUUGCCCACGCCCCAAAUAACUCUCCACUUUAGGAUAAUGACAAGGUACAAAGAGCGACUUGAGACAAACAGGUGAGAAUCACAUGGAAGGAGGUUAAAGGAACGAUAAUUUAUUCUCUGCUGUUUACACAAUGAGGACACCACCUUCGUCAGUUGGGCCUGCAGCUGUUUCCCUCAGAUUGCAUCUCCAGGAGAGUGGAGACGAGAGAGAGAGAGAGAGAGAGAGAGAGAGAGAGAGAGAGAGAGACUUCACCCUUGGAAUGCAGCCGGACUUGCUAAGCAUUUGAGACAAUUAGAGAGGGAAAACACUUGCCUGUCAUGAACAGCAGCUCUGACUCCAGUAACCACGAAACUUCAGACUAAUGUACACAGCUUUUCCCAAGCCCCUAUGAGCUAGCAUACCAUGCCCGCCCACAUUUCUCCAGUGAAAAGAGGGACAGCCUAUUUCAUAAUCAUAAUCCUUACAAUUUCAUUAUUUGUACCCCAUCCAUCUGAAUGGGUUACCUCAGCCACUCUAGGUGGCUUCCAACAUAUAUAAAAACAUAAUAAAACACUAAACUUUAAAAAAACAAAACACCCUUCCCUAUACAAUGGUACCUCGGGUUACAAACACUUCAGAUUACAUACGCUUCAGGUUACAGACUCCGCUAACCCAGAAAUAGUACCUCAGGUUAAGAACUUUGCUUCAGGAUGAGAUCAGAAAUUGUGCCCCGGCAGCGCGGCGGCAGCGGGAGGCCCCAUUAGCUAAAGUGGUGUCUCAGGUUAAGAACAGUUUCAGGUUAAGAACGGACCUCCGGUACGAAUUAAGUACUUAACCUGAGGUACCACUGUACAGGGCUGCCUUCAGAUGUCUUCUAAAGGCUACAUAGUUACUUAUCUCCUUGGCUCAGGGGUUGCAUAACUCCAUGUCCUGCAAUAUUCCUCCAAUGAAAAUAGGGAUGUCGUAAGGAAAAGCAGGACAUUCCGGGAUCAAAUCAGAAACCAAGACGGCUUCUGUAAAUCCGGGACUGUCCCUGGAAAAUAGGGACACCUGGAGGGUCUGGCAUACUUUUCGGAGCUAAAACUUUGAAGCACACUUGUUUUGAAAGACUUGUUUUGGGGAGUAUAAACACACUCAGAAGAGCUGCCCCCAUGUUUCUGCAGGAAUCCCUGUUCUGGGUGUGCCUGAUGACUAGGUGAAGCCUAAAACUUUCAGGUAAAGAUGGGCAGGCAUUCUGCUUUGACGUCGGGUCAUCUCUACACUGGAAGCGAUCGAAUGAUUCACUGUCAUGUUCAGAGAUGCAGCAUGGUUUCAGAGCCAGAUUGGAAGGAGAGGAAGGGAUGUAGAUCAGCAGCAGAGUUCAGUGUAUGCCAUCUCCACCAGUACAUGGUCCAAUAAGCAGUAUAAGGCUGCUUCCUAUUUUCCAAGGAAGCAAAGACAGAGAAUUCAUUUGUGUAAAGGUGUAGCUGACAAGUGUCUCUGUAGGUCAGUAGCUUGGGCUAAGAGAAGCCCUGACAUUAUUUACCAUAUUUUUUGUUCUAUAAGACUCACUUUUUCCCUCCUAAAAAAUAAGGGGAAAUGUGUGUGCAUCUUAUGGAGCGAACGCAGGCUGUGCAGCUAUCCCAGAAGCCAGAACAGCAAGAGGGAUUGCUGCUUUCACUGCUCAGUGAUCCCUCUUGCUGUUCUGGCUUCUGAGAUUCAAAAUAUUUUUUUUCUUGUUUUCCUCCUCCAAAAACUAGGUGCAUCUUGUGGUGGUGCGUCUUAUAGAGUGAAAAAUACACUUAUUUCCCUGACAGAGCCAGCUCAGCCAUUAGGGAGACUGAGGAGGCUGUCCAGGUCCCAUCGCCAAUGCAGAAGUGGUGCCAAUAUUGGCCAAAAUCACGUUAGAUCUUUCAAAGUGGGCAAGACCUUGCGAGAUGUAAUAAUAAUAAGAUAUUUAUUUAUACCCCACCCAUCUGGUUGGUUUCCCCAGCAACUCUGGGCAGCUCCUCACAGAAUAUUAAAAAUACAAUAAAACAUCAAACAUUAAAAACUUCGCUAAACAGGGCUGCCUUCAGAUUUCUUCUAAAAGUCAGGUGGUUGUUUAUUUCUUUGACAUCUGGUGGGAGGGCGUUCCACAGGGCGGGCGCCACUACCGAGAAGGCCCUCUGCCUGGUUCUCUGUAGCCUCACUUCUCGCAAUGAGGGAACCGCCAGAAGGCCCUCGGAGCUGAAUGAUGGAGGUAGAGAUGCUCCUUCAGGUAUACUGAGCUGAGGCCGUUUAGGGCUUUAAAGGUCAGCACCAGCACUUUGAAUUGUGCUUGGAAACGUACAGGGAGCCAAUGUAGGUCUUUCACGACUGGUGUUAUAUGGUCUCGAGCAAGAUCUCAGCCAAAAUUAGCACGCUUCUCCACUAGUGGCAGAGGUGGCAGGCAGGGAAGUGGGGACAAACAGCAGCAGGUGAGCCAGGACAGGACAAUGGACACUUUCCAUUUCAACUGGUGGCAAAACAGGAUGUUCCGACCCUGAUUCCUGAUUUGACCCUGCCCCGACUUAGCAUGUAUAAUUGAGAGUUACUAUCAAUGGAAAGAACCCUUUUGGUAGUUCUUCCAUCAGAACCUGGGGGUGGGGUGCCCUGUAAGAGGGCAUUUGCUGUGCAGACUCUUAAGUUGUGGGACUCUCCACAGAAGGGCAACUGGAAACUUCACGAUAUGAUUUUCAGUGAACGUUGAUUACACACCUUUCUUUCUUUCUUCCUUUCUUCCUUUCCUUUCCUUUCCUUUUAUAUAUAUAUUUUAUUAAAUUUUCUAAAUUACAUUUCAAAAUAUUCACUUAAACAACCUUAAAUCAAUGACUUCCCUUCUUCUCUUUCCGUGGUUUGUUUUGCAUACCAUACAUCCCUGCAUAUUUUACAUGAACUAAACUGUUCAUUAAUCCAUUGUUGUUACGGUACAUCCAUCAAAACUUAUUUACACUGUUGAAUUUAUCUUAAUGCUACCAGCAUUUUUAAAUGAACGCAAUAUUCACCCAUAUGUUCAGUAAACAUUUUCCAGUCUUCUUUAAACGUGCAUUCUUCUUGCUCUCUUAUUCUAUAUGCUAGGUCCGCGAGCUGUGCGUAUUCCAUCAGUCUAAGUUGCCACUCUUCUUUGGUUGGGACCUCGCACGUUUUCCAUUUUUGGGCUAACAAAACACGGGCUGCAGUAGUAGCGUACAUAAAUGGUCUUUUUUGACACCUGGGAAUUUCCCUCUGAAUUAUCCCCAACGAAAAGGACUCUGGUUUUUUCCCGAAAGGUACUUUUAAACAUUUUUUUCAAUUCAUUAUAUAUCAUUUCCCAAUAUUCUUUUGCCCUUUUACAAGUCCACCACAUAUGAUAAAACGUACCCUCAACCUAGUUACAUCUCCAGCACGACACACCUCUUUCCCCUGAAUAGUGUAUAGUUUUAAGAUCCACUGUGUUUUUGUGAUUGUAAGUUAGAAUCAUAGAAUUGUAUAUCAGACUAGUCCAACCCUCUGGAAUGCAGGAAAUGUUGUGUUUUGAUUGUUGUAACCUGCCCUAUGACUUUAGGGUGAAGGCUGGGUAAUAAAUUAAAACAGCAGCCACAACAACAACAACAACAACAACAACUUGUAGAUCCAUAGCCCAGCACUUAAUGCAAAGCAACUAUGCAGAUUUUUUUUAAAAUAAAAAUGUGAAAAUGUUUAUUUUAAAAUGCUACAUGAUAAGCCAGCGUGGGAAAAAACACACUGCCUUGAUGCCCUUUUAAGCCCUCUAAGCUAGAAGUUUUCCGGAUGCUUGACAACCCUAAUGAGGAGAACUUUGAACAAACACUCUUAAACUAAGCAAUAUAGAGAAGCUUAUUUAAUGGCAAUAUUUUGUGCGGUGGGCUUAAAAAAAAAAUACCCCUGAAAUUUACACACAGCCAUACUUGAUUCAGAGUGAAAACAAACAUUUAAACUUCAAUGGCUUUGGUCUAGGAUGCCUUAGGGAUUAAGGGAUGCAGGUGGCGCUGUGGGUUAAACCACAGAGCCUAGGACUUGCCGAUCAGAAGGUUGGCGGUUCGAAUCCCCACAACAGGGUGAGCUCCCGUUGCUCAGUCCCUGCUCCUGCCAACCUAGCAGUUCAAAAGCACGUCAAAGUGCAAGUAGAUAAAUAGGUAACACUCCAGCGGGAAGGUAAAUGGCAUUUCCAUGUGCUGCUCUGGUUCGCCAGAAGCGGCUUAGUCAUGGUGGCCACAUGACCCAGAAGCUGUACGCUGGCUCCCUUGGCCAGUAAAGCGAGAUGAGCACCACAACCCCAGAGUCGGCCACGACUGGACCUAAUGGUCAGGGGUCCCUUUACCUUUACCUUAGGGAUUCUUCCCCCCCCCCAAUACUAUCCUGUUUCCUAAGAUCAGAAGGAGAAAUCUGCCUCCAUGUUCUUCCUAGAGUGAAAAUGACUGGGUGCGCAAGAGUCUGAGACUUUUCUCGGUGACUUUACCCAUGUUAUAGAACAACUUGUCACAUGAAAUGUGGUUGCCCCCCACCUCACAGUGUUUUACACGUCACUGAAGACCUUUCCAUUCCAGGAGGCUUUUACUUUAUGAGGCAGAUAGUAUUUUAUGAGCUUUAUUUUAACUGUUGACCUUUAUCUUUUCUGUGCAAUUGUUUCAUAUAUUUUUUAAAAGAAAUGUUAAUGUUUGAUGUUGCAAGCUGCCCCGAGUGGUCCUUUUACACCAGCAGGGCAGGAAAGAAAUGGUUCAAUAGCUGUUGCUUUAGCCACAGUGCAGAGAAUACUACCUACAUGCAUAUAUUAAUUUAUUCAUCCACAAGGGGUAGGGGGAGGUUAUUUUAAAUGUAUGCUGACUAGUACUGAAAUGGAAACAUUGUUUUUUGAAAGCAGUUCAAAUAGUAAAACAAAGAGCAACAUUUGUCCCCACUACGGUGGUGGUUUAUUUGUUUGUUUAACAAAAUCAGUAAUAGUAGUAGUAGUAAUAAUAAUAAUAAUAAUAAUAAUAAUAAUAAUAAUUAAAGGUUCUGCAAACAAUGCAGAAAAAGCAUGGAAUUCCCAUGCAGAAGCAAGGAACUUGUAAUUUAUUAUAAUAAAAAGCCAGUGUGAUAUCUUUGCAAAGAAAUGCUAAAGCUCCAAGUCUCCACUCAGUCACCCUGGCAAUGAUAUUUUUUAAGAGAACAGAAAUUAGACUUUUUUCCCUUCCCUAUAUGUUGCUCUAUACAAACCCAUGGUGCUUCCUUCUUUUAUAACUGGGCCAAUUCAUUUUUUCACACACAGGAAAAAACUUCACUAUAGGGGGGACGAUUAUAUAUUUAGAGGGCUGCUGUAAGAAUUACUAAAUCAAUUGACGUAAAGCACUUCAGGAUUUGAAGACUGCUACAUAAAACCUGAGCAUUUUAUGAUCAGUGUUAAAACAUACCUAGCAAGUGUUCAAGACCAUGGGACAACACAGUGUAUUAACAGUCAUUUGUCUUUUUCAGUUAGAGUCUGUUAUGGGAGUGGGAGAUAACGGCUUCUUCAGCAGAGGAAUUCAAAACUAUUAUAUUUUUUCCGCAUUCCAAAAAAAAUAACUAUCCCCACAGCUGCGAGAUGUAUUGUGGAUUGUUUAAUAAAAUCUCCAUGGAACACAUGUGCAAGCUCCGAUCUUGCAACAUCUUGGUGCCCAAAAUAAAUUUCCUUACCAUAGCAAGCAAACUUUCAACUUUUAUGUAUGCUGGUGUUUUGUUUUGUUUUUCCUUUUGAAAUGCAGCUGCAAUAGAAACUAGCAAAUGAGACCUUGUGCCUUUCUACUACUCAGCAUAGUGCACCCUCCCCAAAAAAUUCAUUGCAAAAUUCUGACCUUACAUUCUGAAAGGUGAACUGUUCACAUGCUGAACCAAAAUAGAGUACCGUAUUUUUCACUCUAUAAGACACACCAGACCACAAGACGAGCCUAGUUUUUGGAGGAGGAAAACAAGAAAAAAAUAUUCUGAAUCUCAGAAGCCAGAACAGCAAGAGGGAUCGCUAUGCAAUGAAAGCAGCAAUCCCUCUUGCUGUUCUGGCUUCUGGGAUCGCUGCACAGCCUGCAUUCACUCCAUAAGACGCACACACAUUUCCCCUUACUUUUUAGGAGGGAAAAAGUGAGUCUCAUAGAUAAAAAAAUACGGUACAUCUUAGGGUCCUUCAUAAAUACAGUUUCCUCACCCACAGAAGCAAACCAAUUUGAUUAUGCUUUCUUGUAAUUUCUUGGGAAUUACAUAAAUAUCAGCAGAACCUCAUUUACAACUCGCCCUGCUGUUGUCAGAAACGAAUAUGACCUUAUCUCAAAAAGGAGACACAUAAAAGGUAGACAGAUGGUACUAUAAUGGUAAAGACUUUGAGCCCCACUUUGGGUGAAAGAUUCCUGCGUUUCAGGGGGUUGGACUAGAUGACUCAUGUGGUCCCUUCCAACUCUACAAUUCUGUGAUCCUGUACAUGGAGGAGCUAAUCCAGAGGAUGUGGAAAUUAUUGCAUUCUAUUUUCAAACCUUGGUUGUCGAACGUAAUCCAUUCCAGAAGAUAAAAUACUGAGGCUGAUAAAAGCUGAAUAAAAACUGAUAAAACUAAUAAAAACUAAUAAAAACCGCACAACUGCUGCGGAGCUCAAGUCAGUGCUUCCACUAACGACGCCAUCUUGGAUCUCCUCCUCCCCAUUCCAGAAGCCCAUUCGGUUUCCGAAAUGUUCAACAACCGAGGCAUGGCUUCUGAUUGGCUGCAGGAACUUCCUGCACUCAAGCGGAAGCCACAUUGGACGUUCGGCUUCCAAAAAAAUGUCAAAAAAACGGAACACUUACUUCCGGGUUUUUGGCGUUCAGGAGCCGAAACAUUCCAAAAUGGAGGCGUUUGGGAACCAAGGUUUGACUGUACCUGGUUCAUGACAAAGUAGAUAUUUGAACCAAGGGCACUAAUAUGUAGCUUAGCCACAACUUGUGGCACUUGUCACCUCGAGUGAUUUCUCAUUGUUUCAGUGCUUCGGAAAUUCAGAAAUGGUAAUUGUAGAUAGGAGAUCCACCACUUUCUAGUUCCAAGCUGGAAUUAAUGGAACUAAUUCAACAGAAAGAAUUCUACACUGCUAUCAGCCACAAGUCACUCAGUUGGAGGUCCUCUUCACAUGUUAUCAUGAGUGGAGUGGUCCUCCCUCCUGUACUUUGCUCACGUAAACCUGCAUGCAGGCAACCUGUCCACAUCUUUAGAGAAUGCCUUUGCCAAAGUCAUAUGCCUUUUGACAACUUAUGCUGAACACACAUACAGAGCAAGAAUAAGAACAGAUAUAUCUGAACAAUUCAAAGUGUUGGUGCUGACCUUUAAAGCCCUAAAUGGCCUCAGCCCAGUAUACUUGAAGGAGCGUCUCCACCCCCAUCCUUCAGCCCAGACACUGAGGUCCAGCAUCGAGGGCCUUCUGGUGGUUCCCUCACUGUGAGAAAUGAGGUUACAGGGAGCCAGGCACAGGGCCUUCUCAGUAGUGGCACCCGCCCUGUGGAAUGCUAACCCAUCAGAUGUCAAGGAAAUAAACAACCACCUGACUUUUAGAAGACAUCUGAAGGCAGCCCUGUUUAGGGAAGUUUUAAUGUUUGAUGUUUUAUUCUGUUUUUAGUCUUCUGUUGGGAGCCGCCCAGAGUGGCUGGAGAAACCCAGCCAGAUGGGUGGGGUAUAAAUAAUAAACUAGGAGGAGGAGGAGGAGGAGGAGUAUAAUUCCAUUCCUAUGAAUAUGUGUGAAGUUGCCUCUGGCUGCUUUGCCGGAAAAGGGAAUUUCAUCUGCUGUAAUGAGGCCUUUCCUGCCAACCUAGCAGUUCGAAAGCACGUCAAAGUGCAAGUAGAUAAAUAGGUACCACUCCAGCGGGAAGGUAAACGGCGUUUCCGUGCGCUGCUCUGGUUCGCCAGAAGUGGCUUAGUCAUGCUGGCCACAUGACCCAGAAGCUGUAUGCCAGCUCCCUCAGCCAAUAUAGCGAGAUGAGCGCCGUAACCCCAGAGUCGGCCACGACUGGACCUAAUGGUCAGGGGUCCCUUUACCUUUACCUAAUGAGGCAUUAGUCUCCUGUUCUUUCCAACAUUGAAACAUAAAUUAUCAACACUGCAAUGUGAUUUAGAUACCCAAGAUUGUCCUCUGGUCACACUAAGCCCCUCAAAGACAAAUAUUCUUUCCUCGAUUCUCUAAAUGCUGCUCUUAUUUCUGUGCCACUAUUACACAGACUGUUUCCACAACUAGCUGUGGGGUUCUUUUCCUCACCAACAGCAGUAGAAACUGAUCGCUGAGGAGAAAAGUGGAGCAAAGACCAAGUGUAACAUCCCGUUCCCUGCAAUCCACAGGACUACAGGCUAGUCUCUGUGACCUGCUCACUGCCUGCAUCUUCAGCAACUAUCAGGAGGCUCCCUGUCUGUGUACACAGCUAUUAAAGCUGCUUUGCUAUAGACAAGUAUUCAUCCAGUUCUGAAAGGGGAUGGAACUGGGCCAGGCAGCAACUAUCCCUGUCAGGCAAGAGGAGCCAAAUGGUGAAAGCAGUCUGACCAGCUUGGCGUGCUUUUUUUUGCUUUUAGCUCCGGGGGAUAAGUUCCAACUGCACCUGUUCCUGCCUCUAUCUGAAUGUCACAUGUGGGGACAAGAUGCUUCGAUUCAUAAAAUAGUACCCAAAAGGAUCAGAAUACAGUGGUACCUCGGGUUAAGAACUUAAUUUGUUCUGGAGGUCCGUUCUUAACCUGAAACUGUUCUUAACCUGAGGUACCACUUUAGCUAAUGGGACCUCCCGCUGCCACCGCGCAAUUUCUGUUCUCAUCUUGAAGCAAAGUUCUUAACCCGAGGUACUAUUUCUGGGUUAGCGGAGUCUGUAACCUGAAGCGUCUAUAACCCGAGGUACCACUGUACAGCAGGCUUGGGUUAAUAGCCCUUGGCUGUAAAUUGGUCUGGCAUAUUCUUCUCACAGUCUUGUCAUUAAUCUUCAGGAAAUACUCUGUGUGUUUUAUGACAAAGCAAUUCCUGUCCUGCUGCCCCCCUCAUCUCCAGUUCUUCAGCUCCAGCUUUUCUGGUUUGAUGAGAGCUAUCUGGGAGAGCUUUUUAAAAAUGUUAACAAACUAAAGAGAGGACUCUGUUUCUGAAAUAUACUCGGAGUCGAGAGUGGAUUUCAUGCUCUUUAUUCAGCUCAUAGUGGUGAGGAGGAAUGGAAGUUCCCCCAGAAUGUCUGCUUUAUAUACAUUAUUUACACAAUGGGCCCCACGUGAUUGGCUAAUUCCAGGAUUCUCCUGUAGGCCAAUCAGGUUGUGGAUUCACUUCCAUCUGGAGCUGGAUUGGGUGGCUCCUGUGGACCAAUCAGACUGCUGCAUUCUGGGUCCUAUUGUUCUAGGACCAAUCAGACGGCUGCAUUUUGGAUCCUAUUCAACUCAGUACAUAACAGUUUCUCAUUUAUCUACCUCAGGAGACACCAGCAGCAUGGUUCACAUGUGCCUCCAGAGGUCUUCUCCAGAAACCACAAACCUUCCUUUCCCUGAUGAAAUUAGGCAACAAAUGCUUGUUGUAGCCAUUUAACAUGAUAUUUUAAGAUAAUAUGCAAUAAUGACAGUGUUAUAAAUACGCAUUAUAUGCAGAUAUGCUGAUCAGAGGGCUAGUUUGGUUCUGGCUGGCUGUCAGGUGUUUACCUAGUGGCAUACCUGGGAUGCAGGUGGCGCUGUGGUCUAAACCACUGAGCCUCUUGGGCUUGCCAAUCAGAAGGUUGGCGGUUCGAAUCUCCGAUUUGGGGUGAGCUCCCAUUGCUCUGUCCCAGCUCCUGCCAACCUAGCAGUUCAAAAGCACACCAGUGCAAGUAGAUAAAUAGGUACCACUCUGGCAGGAAGGUAAAUGGCAUUUCCGAGCGCUCUGGCUUCCAUCACGUGUUCCUUUGCGCCAUAAGUGGUUUAGUCAUGCUGGCCACAUGACCCAGAAAGCUGUCUGCAGAUAAACACCGGCUCCCUUUGCCUGAAAGUGAGAUGAGCGCCACAACCCCAUAGUCGCCUUUGACUGGACUUAACCAUCCAGGGGUCCUUUACCUUUACCUUUUACCUGUGCCUGGGGUUCCUACCACAUUAUGUGUGAAAUGUGUUUGGAGGAAUCAGAGAAUUGUAGACCCAUGAGGGCAUUUAUUGCAACCCCCAGCAACGCAGUAAUCUUUUACCCUUUGAACCCAUGACCCUGACAUUGAGUUCCUUGCUCUCAGGACUGAGCUAUAAAAGCUGAUGUAUAACUAACCCUCCCACAAUGUGAGCAAUUAAAAUGCAAUACUGCAAGCAAAGUGUAAAUAGAAAAUGGAUCGUUGCCACAAUUGGUUAAAGUACAGCCCCUCUGCUUUUAUGCAGAAUUGUUUUAUUCAUGCUUUUGGUUUCAAUGUAUGAUGCUGAUAUUAGAUAGGGAUGCGGGUGGCGCUGUGGCCUAAACCACUGAGCCUCUUGGGCUUGCUGAUCAGAAGGUUGGCGGUUCUAAUCCCCGUAACAGAGUGAGCUCCCUUUGCUCUGUCCCAGCUUCUGCCAACCUAGCAGUUCGAAAGCACACCAGUACAAGUAGAUAAAUAGGUACCACUACAGCGGGAAGGUAAACGGUGUUUCCGUGCACUCUGGUUUCCGUCACGGUGCCCCAUUGCGCAAGAAACGGUUUAGUCAUGCUGGUCACAUGACCCGGAAAGCUGUCUGCGGACAAACGCCGGCUCCCUUGGCCUGAAAGCGAGAUGAGUGCCACAACCCCAUAGUCGCCUUUGACUGGACUUAACCGUCCAGGGGUCCUUGACCUUUACCUUUCCUUUACCUUUUUACCUUAUGAUGCUGAUUUUAGUAAUUUGAAUGGUACUUGCUAUAUUUUAUUUCUUUUUGUAAGCUGCUUUGAGUUUUAUUUUAAAAGUGGGGUAUAAAUUUUUGAAGCGCGCGCGCAAACACACAUAACAUCAGGGAUGAAAAGGUUAAGCUCUGUAUUAUUCCUCCUUGAUCCUUACCUCAAAGGGAUUCUGGUAUGUUACUUGGUUGCGGAAAAGCACAAGCUGGUUUCAUGUAACUGUGCAUAACAAAGGAGCCCCAGUCUGGGGUCAGACUUCCUUAAGAAAAGCAUUCCUUUAGGAAAGCAGGGAAAUCGUUCUAUAGCCUGCAAGAGAAGAGAGACCAACUUGAGCAAUCCAAAACACUGGGAUUUGAUCCCAGGUGAAAAUUGAACACAUCAGUGUACAUCCAAGUCUUCCCUGCCCCAGAGACUGCAAAAGGUCAAACGCCAAGUCAACUGCGGCUUUGAUGACAACAAUUUUAGUUCAUUCCUAUGCUUUGAGGGGAGGCUGGGACAUGAGCUUUAGUGCAGUGCAGCUCAGGAAAGUGCCAAAGCUGGCUUAGCAUUUUUCAUUGAGAUUUUAACCAUGUGACAUAGAGAGAACAUAUUAUUCAGGAACAAAAUGGAAGAUUAUAGCAAGUGCUAGGAACUGCCAUCAACUAGAAUUCCGUUUUUUUUAUAUAUAUAAUCCUCAUAGAAAGGUGCAGAAAAAUCUCGGCAGUUUACAACACACACGCCAUACAUCUUCUCAAACCAUUGACAGUUCCCACCAAAGAUCUAGAGCAGGGUUUCUUCAGCUGUUUUUGGACUACACUUCUCAUCAUCCCUGACCACUGGUCCUGCUAGCUGGGGAUAAUGGGAGUUGUAGUCCGAAAACAGCUGGAGUCCCAAGUUUAAGAAACCCUGAUCUAGAGCAUGUGCUCAUAAUACAUAGUAUACCGUAUUUUUUGCUCCAAAAGACGCACUUUUUUCCUCCUAUAAAGUAAGGGGAAAUGUGAGUGCGUCUUACGGAGUGAAUGGCGCUGUGCAGAGAGGUAGAGCUGCGCAGUGCCCCUUCAGCAAAGCGGGAGGAGGAACGGAGCCCCUUCUGUUCCUCCUCCCGCUUCGCUGAAGGGGCGCUGCACAGCUCUCCCUAUCUGCGCAGCACCUCUCCAUGAAGGCAGGGUGAGCCUUCAUCCUGCUGCCUGAGAGAGGCUGCGUACGGCUAUCCUAUAAGCCAGGACAGCAAGAGGGAUCGCUACACAGCUAUCCCACUUGCUGUCCUGGCUUCUGUCUUAGCCCCGCGCAGCCUCUUCCGGGCAGGGGGAGCCUUCACCCCGCUGCCCUGAAGAGGCUUGGCGCAGUUAUCCCAGAAGCCAGAACAGCCACACGGUAUCCCAGAAGCCAGAUCCCUCUUGCUGUUCUGGCUUCUGGGAUUCAAAAUAUUUUUUUCCUUGUUUUCCUCCCCCCAAAACUAGGUGCGUCUUAUCAUCUGGUGCGUCCUAUAGAGCGAAAAAUACAGUAAUCUACCUGCCCAUCACACACCACAUACUCCCUAGGCCCUUCUCCACACGGCUUUGCAUGCACAAUUUUUUUUCUCCCAGGAACUCUGUAAACCUUAGGUUUUCUGCCUGUCACUUCCAGAGCAUGUGUCUGGCAUGCUGUUUGCUGGGUCAACACAUUGCACAGGCCUGCCUUGCAGCAUUCUAGCAAGGUAGAUCAGGAUCAUCAUUGCUUCAAUGCAGAUAUGAGGCUGAGAUAAUAGUGGCUGGUGCAAGGCUACCUGGUCCAAUAUGGCUGAAUUGAGAUCUGAACAGGGGUGUAUUUGGGUAAUAUUUUGUCAUAUGGUGCCCUGCGUGAGGCCAAAAUCUGGCAUCCCCAAAUGGAUCUUCUCAGUGCUAUUUUUCUAGAAAAAGAGGUGCUGGAACUCGCCAUGAAUGCCUCCCUUGUUCUCUUAUAAUGGAAAUGGUGCCCACCUGAGAGGUGAGUUCCACUGUGUUCCAGCUGGAGGAAAAACCUGGAUCUUCUCAAUUAUUGAUCUUCUCAAUUUUGCGUCUCCUUGGCUUGGCACACUGUGCAGGGGAACGGCCCACACUGCCUGAAAUCCAACGCUGAUCUGAACUUUAAAUUUCCCUGGUCACGUGCUCUUAACAUCAAGUCAGCAGCAGCACUAAUGAUUUCGGCCAAGACAAUGGACAUCAAACAUCUGUCAAAGGUCUUGGGCCUCUGGAUGUCGGCCGCUCAUGUCACGCCUUGGUCAAGACGCCGUGCCAGAGUUCUUCAGUGGUUUCUGCUGCCCCACCAGUAGGCAAUUACUCACAACCAGCGAAGACUGCUCAAAAUGCAUUGUGAGUGUCUCUGGGACUUUUGUCAUUCGCAGUGGUUGUAGGAAAAAGAAUCCCACCCAUGCAGUGAUCAAAUGAUGGAAAAGGCUUUCGACAUGGUAACAUAGGCAGAUCCAUGGUCCAUGUGAUCUUAACACAUGCACCGCUGCAGCAGCAGCCAACAUGGUGCUCAACUAGGGCUUGUUGAACUCCCAUAAUUCCUGGCCGCUGGCUAUGCAGACUGGGGCUGAUGGGAGAUGUAGUCCACAAACAACUGGAGGAGCCGAUGUCGGCUGCUCCAGAGUCUUCAGACUCUUCAGAGUCGUAAAAAGUGAAGCUGGAAAGGGUCUGUUCUGCAUAAAGUCAGCCGGCCUCUAUUCUGAAAGUCAAUCCAUUUUAAACCUAAGCAUGUGGGGGGGUCUAGUGACUAUUAAACGAUGAUGCUUGAAAGGCUCGCCUGCAUUACUCAGAUAAAAAAUGUUCAAUUAUUACUUUAUAUAUUGCAGAUAUAGAUCUUUACAUUCAUGCCAGGAGUAAGCUAUGGUUCAAAUUAAGCUGCAGUGAAACCUGUCAACAUAUAAUCUAAAGAACAUGCAGUGAGCGAGAAGGGGCAGAAAUUUCCUCAAGUGUGAUCUUGAGGCCAAUGUGCCCUCCCCCCAAAAAAGGCUGCAUAAUUUCUGAGCAUGUUUAUUCUACUCAAAUAUUUGUUGUCCCAACUCUGCUCUGUUGUCUAGCACCAGCGCUUUUGCCAGUCAGCAAAUGAUCUGGUGAGCUUCCUGUUUUUCAGACGUGUAACUUCCACAUAGUGCAAUAUUUAGGACAAGAGAUUGUGACUCAACAAUUUUUGGUGGCUGGCGUAUAGUAUUUGCUGUGACAUAAUUUGCCAACAAGUGAUGAAUGGAAGAUCUUCUGUUGUGGGUUUUGUAGCACCAGCUACGAAAGAACAUUUCUACCAAUGAAAAUGAUUCACCUUAAGGCAAACCUGUUACCUUCCACAUGUUGCAGAACUCCAAAUCCCAUCAUCCAACUCCCAGUCUAUAGGCCAUACUGACUAAGAGUAAUGGGAGUUGGAGUUGAACAACACCUACACUUUCCCAUUCUUUCUAUAAAGAAGAGUCUUCUAGGAGGCUGUUAUGUACUGAGUUGAAUAGGAUCCAAAAUGCAGCAGUCUGAUUGGUCCUAGAACAAUAGGAUUCAGAAUGCAGCAGCCUGAUUGGUCCUAGAAUAAUAUGCUCCAGAAUGCAGCAGUCUGAUUGGUCCUAGAACAAUAUGCUCCAGAAUGCAGAAGUCUGACUGGUCCACAGGAGCCACCCAAUCCAGCUCCAGGUGGAAGUGAAUCCGCAACCUGGUUGGCCUACAGGAGAAUCCCGGAAUUAGCCAAUCACGUGGGGCCCAUUGUGUCAAUAAUGUAUAUAAAGCAGACAUUCUAGGGGAACUUCCUUUCCUCCUCACCACUAUGAGCUGAAUAAAGAGCAUGAAUUCCACUCUCGACUCCGAGUAUAUUUCAGAGGCAUUCAGACUUAUAAAUAUUUUUCUCUUUCAUUGACAAUGUGGGGUGAGUUUUAUGUAUUAUAAUGUGUUGUGCCUCACCUUUCUGGCUCAUACGGGGCCUCCAGGGCUCAUAAGCAUGUCAGAAUAAAAUAAUGAGGAUCAGAAGGUGGAAACAAAUUUCCAACACUGUAUCACAACAAGGCAACACACCUACACAUUCUCAGGACACCUGUUUAACGGAGAGAUUGAGCAACACUGUUUCCCCUGUUACCUGAAGAUUAUUCUUUACUUUUUUUUUUAAAGAUAUUUAUUAAAGUUUCAACAUACUACAAAAAUGAGAGAAAAAAGUAAAAAAAAAAAUGAAAUGAAAAUACAAAGUAAAAACAGUUAAAAACAAAUCAGUCUUUCCAUAUCUUAUCUUUCAUUUGCUUGUUUCCCUGACCUCCUCACACCUCCCUUUUUUGUAUUCCAGUUCAAUUAGUUAAUUCAGCAAUUCCUUUCCCUCUUUGGUUUUAUCUUAAUCUUCCAUCUUAAUAUAUUAUAACUUUAAAUUAUCACCUAUUAACAAUCCAUUUUUACAUAUUCCUUUAUAACAUUGCUACUAAAAACCACUUAACUUCAAUCCAACAUCAUUCUAACAUUCAUUAAUUUUGCAGUGUUUCUGUAAAUAGUUUUUAAAUUUCUUCCAAUCUUCUUCCACCGACUCUUCUCCCUGGUCUCGGAUUCUGCCAGUCAUUUCCGCCAGUUCCAUAUAGUCCAUCACCUUCAUCUGCCAUUCUUCCAGAGUGGGUAAAUCUUGUGUCUUCCAAUAUUUUGCGAUAAGUAUUCUUGCUGCUGUUGUGGCAUACAUAAAGAAAGUUCUAUCCUUCUUUAACACCAAUUGGCCAACCAUGCCCAGGAGAUUACACCCUGAGUAAGACUAAAUGUUCUUAUAUCUGUAGGGGGCAGAGAACUCUUGUGUUAGGCCUUCAGCAGACUCUCCAAGUCUCCCUAUUUUCCAGGGACAGUCCCAGAUUUACAGAAGCCAUCCCAGUUUCUGAUUUGAUCCAGGAAUAUCCCGCUGUUAAUUAGGACGUCCUUAUUUUCAUCGGAGAAAUGUUGGAAGAUAUGAAGUUAAUCUGACCCCCAAGCCACCUGAAGGCAGCCAUGUAUAGGAAAGGUUUUUUAAUGUUUAGUGUUUUAUUAUGUUUUUAUAGAUGUUGGAAGCUGCCCAGAGUGGCUGGGGCUACCCAGUCAGAUGGGUGUGGUGUAAAUAAUAAUAAUAGAAGUAAUAAUAAAAUGUCCUUUUUCAUCGGAGAAAAGUUGGAGAGGAUGCAUCAGUUCUCUGACAUGAACGAUUGAGUUCCCGGUCAGUCACUUGUCUGUGGAAUAUUUGCUUGAAGGAAGGAAGAGCACUGGGCUGUAAUGAAACUGAAAGAACAUAUUUCAUAUUUUAUCUUUUAUUUUAUCAGCAGGGGAAGUUUGUGUCUAUAACUUGCAGGAAGCAAUAUUCAACAUAAUGGGUAUGCCUUAAGACAACAAUAGCUUUUCUAGAUAACUCUGAACUUGUCAAAAUGGCCCAAGGCUAUUCUUAUCAGCUUCCUGGAAGAACAUCAAGGAGUACUGGCAAGAUUAGGACUUUGGGAGAUAUUGUAGAUAUUGUAGCCUUUUAAUCAAAACUGGUUGUGCAGUUGCAUAUUACGGACCUAGCUUAGUUAUAAUCUUUUAAAGCUCUUAGAACCAUCUCCUCCAUAUGAUCCUACCAGGUCCCAUCACACAUAAUUGAUCACAAGAUGUGGUGCACACAAACCAUUUCAAUGGCAAUGCCCAUCAACUUUGGGGGGACCUGGCACCCUCAAAUAUUUGGGGGCUGAAGGGACCUCAGCACCUAGGAGCUUGCUUCGAUCCACACUGCCCAGGCUUGUGCGUGAGGCGGCAGUUAUGAGUUAAUCGGGUCCUCCCUUAAAGAGGGCAUGUGUUGCGGUGAGACUUGGACAACCGACACCCUGUGUUGUGGGUGAGUGGGUACAUUUGGAUAGCCACAACACCCGAUUGGUAGGUCCCUUGAUGCAGGGUUCAAUCAGGCCAAUGGGACGCCGCUAAACGGAUCAAGGGACCUAUAUAUACCUAUGCACAUGACCCAGAGCUUCCUCUUUUGGUUUGUGCAUCGGAACACCCGCCCACCUUUCCCUAUAUUUAGGGCUGUGCGCUCGACCUUGCUGUGCCGUCGUGUGUCGUCUGUCGUUGGGACAGGGGCACGGCAGGAAUUUUCCCCACUUGGUUGAUUGGCUGGUGCCAUUUGGGUUUUGCCUGCCGUGUAGCAAAUCAUCACAACUUGUAAGGUUGCGGAUAGGCUCUGGUUCAGGUGAUAGGGAUGGGAGAACGCUCUUGCCAUCCCUAUGUGAAGGGUAUUCCGUUAAAGGAAUCCAGGGACUCGAUGGUUUGGUGAACCCCUGAGAGGGGGUUGUGCCUGAGUCCAGGGGGACAUUUGGGUGGCGGAGAUAGCCUGUUCCUGGCUUUCCGCUUAUCCAGGUGUUCACCCUAGGCUGACCUAUGCUGGUGCCCUGGGUCAGCACUACCGGCAACGGUGCAGGGAGCUAGUCAAACCAGAGCCUAUGCAACUAUUCACUUUUGUAUCAAUCCAGUAUAUUUUCUUUUAAUUGUCGAAUGAUUCUAUGAUUGCGAAUGAUUGUGGCAGCCUUUGGCUAUGUGCAAUAAAACUGACUGACUGACUAAAGUUGUGGCCUAAAUUCUGCCAAAAACCAAACCAAAAUUUGAGUCUUGUCUGAAUUUAUUUAGGGGGGAGAUUUCUGGGUCUGAACACACAAUUAAGCCCUCUGUGAAAAUGUUUCAAUGGAGGAAAUGGCAGAUACGAAGGACCCACUGACCGGCCCCUGCUGUCAGUGGGCCCUGGCAGGCUAAAUUAGCUUGCAGUGACAGUGUACCAAGCAAUGUACUCAGGUCUAGCUGAUCUCUCAAUUUCCCAUAAUGCCCCAGAAUGAUGCUAGGUUUAAAGGUCUCAACACGCAAAAGGUCUCUGCAGCUACAGCAGGUGCUGUGAUUUUCCAAAGGUUUGACUUCACCCCCAGAGGCACACUCCAUUUUCUCUGGAGACAGACUCAUGCCAACAAUAACAACAACCAAUCCUUUGUCACACAAGGAUCUUCUUGUGUAGGCAUCACUGAGAUUCCUUACGUCUGAAAUUAUAUUGUCAGAAGGCGACAAGCGUAAUAAUCAUCUGAUUAUUUUGCUACCUUUAUCCUGAAUUAUUUUUUUUAAAGGACGAUAUGAAGUCAGAAGUAGUGCGGCUGACCCAACAGGUUCAGAACAAUGCUUCCUGUGUGUUUGUGUGUGGUGAGAGUUGUUGCUUGAUUAGCCUCUGGUACAAAGCUGUGGUGCUUUCAGAUGGCAGCCAAAUGGGAGCUCCAGUACUGGAAAUGUGGCCGAAAAUCCAUCAAAGAACAAGUGUCCCAGCACAGGAGUGUGGUGUAAGUCAUGGCGGAAAUGAAGAUUUUCUGAACUGCCUCCUGCCCUCACAUGUUGGCUUGGUCUUAUGGGAGUUGUAGUAUAAUCAACUGGAGGACACCACGAGGGCUUUAAAGGCUCUGUCAUCUGGUGGUGGUUUUGAUUUAAAAACAAAAACAACCCACGCUACACCUUGGAAGCUAAUCACAGUUUGCCGACAUUGUAAAUAUUUUGGUUCGCUGGUUUUUGUUUUUGUUUUUAUUUUUUAUUUUUUUAUUUUGCGUGUUCAGACCCAGAAACCUCCCCCCUAAAUAAAUUCACACAAGACUCAAAUUUUGGUUUGGGUUUUUGGCAGAAUUUAGGCCACAACUUUAUUGAUUAUAGCAAGUGAAUGGUUGCAUAGGCUCUGGUUUGACUAGCUCCCUGCCAUGCAGGUAGCGCUGACCCGGGGCACCAGCAUAGGUCAGCCUAGGGUGAACACCUGGAUAAGCGGAAAGCCAGGAACGGGCUUUCCAUCCAGUAAGCUGCCCAGGCCAGGGGACCAAUAUUGUGGGGAAGCAUCAAUUAAUCUCACACGGUCCAAGAGCUGUGCCCCAGGAACCCUUGGUGUUAAGCAGACGUUGCUGAACCCUAAUUCCCAGGGCAGCUGCUUGCAACUGUUAAGAUGUCUCAGACUAGAUCUGAAUAUGCCUGUCAUUUCCUGUAACUCUGCAGCUGCUGGAAGAAACACCCUAAGUACUCAGCGGUACAAAUUCCUCUCAUUAAGCUUGAUGAAGAUGGUUGUUCUGUGCUUAUGAGUCCAGGGUAUAGAAUACGUGAUUAUAUAUAUUUCCCACCACUGGAACCUCAGACUAAUUAUUUGUCUGAGUGGGAGAGAACAAUAGCACCUGAAGGUCAAUUCUCUCCUUCUGCUGGGAAAAAAAAAUCCAUUCCUGACACCCUUCUAUUUCUAAACAAAAUUAGAUUAGAAAUUGAUAUUGUUUAUAUUAAUUCUUUAUCCAUGAGCUAAAAACUGACCCUGUUGCAUGCUGAACUUCAAGAUGCAUUUGCUUCUGCUCAGUAACCUCUAGGACAAUCUGUAUUUCUCUGCUACAGUUCCGUGGUGCUUCAAAAAUGCAAAUAAAGACAGUGUUCUGUUGAUAAUACAAACAGCAGAGUCCAAAUGGAAUCCAUUUCAUUUGCCUAUUUACAGCAGGAUUAGAAAGCUGGAAAGAGCAGGGGUACCUCAGACCGGAGCCUUUAGCAGGAAGGCUGUGUAGUGUAGCCAAGGAAGUCUGAGCUAUGAAACCUGUGUUCAAAUCCUGCUCCAUUAUGAAGUUCACUGAGAUCAUCUCUCAGGAUUGUCGUGGGAUACAUAGGGGUUUUAUCCCCAUUUACAAUGGCCUGAGGAGGAUGGAGGAGAAAUGGGGUGUAUAUGUAAUAAAUAAAACAGUUGCUAGAACUGGAGGGUGAAGAAUCAAGGCAUAUUUUAUUCAUCUAAGACGGUGGGAUGGAAAAUUGGAUGGGCCACACCAUCCAUCAUUGCUGAAAUAAGGAGAACCAUGUCCUAUUACAUGCUUUCAAGCCUAGUAUGGCCGUAGUCACACACCAUCUAAUAUCUGAGAUACUAUGGUCGCCUCUGACAUACAAAGAGCUGGUGAUAACAUUCAUAUUUUUUAUUUUUUGAAGUCAUGUUACCAGUGGAACCAUUCUUUGCAAGAAUAAUUAUUAUUAUUUCAGAACCUACAGUGAAAUCCUAACCAUGUCUACUCAGAUGUAAAUCCUACUGAAUUCAGUGGGGCUUACUCCCAGGUUAAGUGGGGUUAGGAGUGUCGCUCUAGCCGCUUAAAGGAAAAUACCAACAGUAGUAAGCAACACUAGCUCCCAAAGUGGAGACAGGCAUAGGCAAACUCGGCCCUCCAGAUGUUUUGGGACUACAAUUCCCAUCAUCCCUGACCACUAGUCCUGUUAGCUAGGGAUGAUGGGAGUUGUAGUCCCAAAACAUCUGGAGGGCCAAGUUUGCCUAUGCCUGAUAUAGGGAUAUAAACAUAUAAGGAGUAGCAGAAGUAGCUUAUUUUGGUUUCCUCUGUCACUUAAAGUUGCGGGGUGGUGUGUGUGUGUGUGUGUGUGUGUGUGUUGAUGUUCCCAUGUUCUUAUUUUUUAAGUUACCCUGGUCAUCCUUUCUCAAGUGUGUGUGUGUGUAUAAUUUUUAUUAAAUUUUCUGUUUUACAAUUUAAAAUACUUAUUUUACAUCCUGAAGAUAUCAAUGACUUCCCUUCUACUCUUUCCAUGGUUCAUUUUACAUAUCAUAAAUCCCUGCAUAUUUUACAAAAACGAUACCAUUCAGUAUUCCAUUAUUGCAUCCAUCAAAACUUGUUUACACUGUUGAAUUUAUCUUAAUGCUGCCAGCAUUUUCCACUGUACACAAUUAUUUCCCAUAUAUUCAAUAAAUGUUUUCCAAUCUUCUUUAAAUGUAUGUUCUUCUUGUUCUCUUAUUCUAUAUGUUAAGUCUGCAAGUUGUGCAUAUUCGGUCAACUUAAGUUGCCAUUCUUCUUUGGUUGGGACCUCGCUCGUUUUCCAUUUUGGGGCUAACAAAACGUGGGCUGCAGUAGUAGCAUACAUAAAUAACCUUUUCUGACACCUGGGAAUUUCAGUCUGAAGUGUUUAAAGCUGGGGUUGCCUCUUUAAAAUGAUAAGACUUCCUCAAGCUGAAUGUUGAACUGCCCUGUAUGGGAAUCCUGUGCAAACCAAGCAAAUUACGAAAUCUAUGUUCUUUCCUGCGCCUUCGAGAGAUUCCUUCUGCUGCAUACUUCUGCAAUAGAUGGAGCGUUCACUACCCGGAGGGGUGAAAGUCACCAAUCAGCUGCUAACACUCAGGUUGCAACAUGGCAGCCCAAUACUCUGUUGCCCAGCCACUGGCUUCAGAUGGCGUCAAGCUGAGCUAGCAGAGGAAGAAGUUAUUCAUAUAGACAGGUUGUCCUGAACCCUUAACCAAGCUGUCAUUCUCAUGGACCCAAGUCAUCUGACAGCCUGUUCUAGGACCUCCUGAAUAUUGCAAAAGCUUUUGAACGAGGAGAGGAAAUGCAGAAAAGGCUUUAAGACUGUACUCCAGUUACCUGGGAGUAAGCCCCACUGAACUGCUUAGUCGAACUACACAAGAUUGCACCACAAGCGUUCUGGGAAGUAUUGACCGUGUUAACCAUAUUAACAACAUGAGGUGCGUGCAGAAAAUACCAUUUUUUAUUUCGGGAUCUGUGAUGAUUUGAGGCCAAGUAGUUCUUGAAGCCAUCGUCAGGCUUCUUGUGUAGGAUGGCUGUUUGUGAGAAGCAUCGCUACAUGUGUUGUCCCUGUGUGCUUUGCUGGGGGGGGGCACCUGUAAGUGGGCUGUCCACGUUGUAAUGGAAAAUGCAGUGUUGAUAAUAGCGCAUGAGUGGAGUUGCUGGUUCUCCCAGCCGCCCUUUGGGCAUAUAUACUGCAAUGUGGAUAUUUUUGCACUUUUACCCAAGCCACACCAUUGCCCCAAACACCAUAGUUUAAAACACACAUAUUACACACAUAUUAAAAACGCUGUGAAAAGGUUUUUUUUUAAAAAAAAAAAGUUUUGAUAAAUAUAUUGAAAUUGCCAUAGCUCACCGUCGCCAUCUAGCAGUUCGAAAGCACGACAAAGUGCAAGUAGAUAAAUAGGUACCACUCCGGCGGGAAGGUAAACGGAGUUUCCGUGCGCUGCUCUGGUUCGCCAGAAGCGGCUUAGUCAUGCUGGCCACAUGACCCGGAAGCUGUACACCAGCUCCCUUGGCCAAUAAAGCGAGAUGAGCGCCGCAACCCCAGAGUCGGUCACAACUGGACCUAAUGGUCAGAGGUCCCUUUUACAGUCAUACCUCAGAAGUCAAACAGAAUCCGUUCCGGAAGUCUGUUCAACUUCUGAAACAUUUGAAAACCAAAGUGCGGUUUCUGACUGGCUGCAGGAAGCUCCUGCAGCCAACUGGAAGCCAUGGAAGCCCCAUCAGAUGUUUGGCUUCCAAAAGAACAUACAAAAACCAAAACACUCACUUCCGGUUUUCGAUCAUUCUGGAGCCGGAACAUUUGACUCUCAAGGUGUUCAGGAGCCGAGGUAUUUAUUUAGAAAAAUACCACUCUUAUGCUGAUAAAUGCUCAUAAGGCCUGCAAGUGCUCCCAUUUUUAUUUUGCAGUUCCUGAGACGCGGCUCUCUGAUGAACAAUACAGCAAUGAAAAACAGGUUAGCCGAACAAAAAAGCAGCGCAUGAGUCCAUUAGCACUUGCAGUUCUGAGGUGAAACAAUACGACAGCAGUAUAUUGGUGCUGUCAGCCCCUAGGAAUGCUAGUCAAACCGGCUGUCCUGAUGGCACAGCUAUGGUUCACCUCCAAACUGGCUCUGUGUUGCACGGUCCGGUCAUGUAUUUUGGGAGCUUUGAUGCAAUGUUGAUGACCACCCUUGGUCUACAUAGACCACAUGCCUGAGCUUCCAGCAAUCACAGUGACUUUUGAGUAGACUGCUGUUGUUUUUUCAAACUGCCUUUGAGGCGACCCUGAGGCCCGUAGGAGCUCAUAGCUGAGAAGAUUGGUCAUGGCAGAAAAAGCUUCCUCUCCAAAGACCAGUAGAAAAAAGACAGUCACGGAACCGAGAAAUUGCACAAAACAAAUGAAAUACCGUGAAAAUCACUGAAACGAGAAGUAAUCGACUAGAAAUAUUAUCUUAUGAAAAUAAACUAAAUAAUAAAAAGAGUUUAAGGAAAAAAUAAGAUAGAACAAAGCCUUAACGGGAUACCGGCUACAAACCUCGUUUCACUGAACUAUUCAGUUUCCCCAGAAGGAAAUAGAAAAAUCAUAAACCUUAAAUGACCAAAAUUCACAAGAAGGGGGUAGAACUCCCAAAAAUUCUGAAGUUUUUAUAAUCCUGGGUCGACCUAGGUGAAGCAAAGCACAGCAAUGAAGGAUUGAGGACUCAAAGGUACAAUUUCUAAUACUGAAUUUACAAACCUUUUUGUUGACCCAGGAUUAUAAAUCUGCGUGACCCCAUGGACCAGAGCACGCCAGGCACUCCUGUCUUCCACUGCCUCCCGCAGUUUGGUCAAACUCAUGCUGGUAGCUUCGAAAACACUGUCCAACCAUCUUGUCCUUUGUCGUCCCCUUCUCCUUGUGCCCUCCAGCUUUCCCAACAUCAGGGUCUUUUCCAGGGAGUCUUCCCUUCUCAUGAGGUAGCCAAAGUAUUGGAGCCUCAGCUUCAGGAUCUGUCCUUCCAGUGAGCACUCAGGGCUGAUUUCCUUCAGAAUGGAGAGGUUUGAUCUUCUUGCAGUCCAUGGGACUCUCAAGAGUCUCCUCCAGCACCAUAAUUCAAAAGCAUCAAUUCUUCUGCGAUCAGCCUUCUUUAUGGUCCAGCUCUCACUUCCAUACAUCACUACUGGGAAAACCAUAGCUUUCAAUAUACAGACCUUUGUUGGCAAGGUGAUGUCUCUGCUUUUUAAGAUGCUGUCUAGGUUUGUCAUUGCUUUUCUCCCUAGAAGCAGGCGUCUUUUAAUUUCGUGACUGCUGUCACCAUCUGUAGUGAUCAUGGAGCCCAAGAAAGUAAAAUCUCUCACUGCCUCCAUUUCUUCUCCUUCUAUUUGCCAGGAGGUGAUGGGCCCAGUGGCCAUGAUCUUCGUUUUUUUGAUGUUGAGCUUCAGACCAUAUUUUGUGCUCUCCUCUUUCACUCUCAUUAAAAGGUUCUUUAAUUUCUCCCCACUUUCUGCCAUCAAGGUUGUGUCAUCUGCAUAUUUGAGGUUGUUGAUAUUUCUUCCAGCAAUCUUAAUUCUGGUUUGGGAUUCAUCCAGCCCAGCCUUUCGCAUGAUGAAUUCUGCAUUUCCCAUGAUGAACUGGUUUUUGCCUACCAUGUAGCAAAUCGUCACAACUUUGUGAGGUUGGCGGUUAGGCAUUGAUUCAUUCUUUGGUGGAAGGGAUUAUGGAUUGGCUGUGCCUGCCCCUCAUUUUUGUUGCUGCUGCUAGGGAAUUCCGUUAAAGGAAUCCAGGGGCUCGAUUUGCUCUGUCCGAUCCCCUCUCAGGGGUAGGGCCAGGCCAGAGUUCCUGGGACCGUCUGGGGUGAACUAAGAGGCGGAAAUCUGCCUCUGUGCUCCCCCAGUAUGUUUUCCCUUACUGACCUCUGGAGGUUCCAGUUGUCGGUCCUGUUCCUGCCGGUGCAGGAUCAGGUAGUCUGAACCAAUGGCUAAGCAACCACUCACAUGCUGUAAACAAUAAAGUUGUGGCCAAAUUAAUGCCAAAAAUCUUAAACAAAUAUUCUGCUUCCUGUGUGAUUUAUUUUGGAGGGGAUUUGGGGGUUUUCAUGCGCAACUUCUGGUCUAGCGCAACAGGGCUGAGGAACUGGGCAAUGCUGAAAAUCUGACCUGCACUUGCCAGGUGUAGCACAGGGGAAUCUAAAAAUCUCGGAAUAUGCGGGCAGACUUCAAUAGGCAUAGAAUAACUUCGUUUUUGUGACUUGCUACUGUGCCCUGGCACGUAGUUUGGGAUCUUGCAUGAGGAUGACUGUAUGCCUACAGCAGAUGGGUAUCUACUAAUCAAAUCACAUCACUGUCAUUUCAGAUGCCUCUGCUCAGCCAGAAGUUAAAAUGAUGGUCCUUCAACUCUCGCUGAUUUAUUGGUAAGUAGGAUAUUAAAUUACAUCUGCCAGUGGCCCUGCACAGAGUGUGUGUUUUGUGUACAAUUCCAGCUGUCCCUCUUGUUUGAUGCCUUGCUGAAAUAAUAUUUGUCCCCUCCGCUGAGGCACUAGUCUUGAGCUCUUCCCAAAUUCCUGCUAUUUUGGAGACUGGGGGAGAGAAUUAAAUCACAUACCAGGAAAUUGAAGUGGUGCAGCUACAGCUGUUUCUGGUGCUGUUGUGUAGCAAACCUACUUCCCCUAAAAAUCAGGGCAAUGUGACAGGAAAAUGCAGAGAAAAGUGAUGAAUAGCAAUUGUCCGAUGUAACGGUGUCUAACCUCUAUGCAAACUCAUCAGAUGAAUGCUCAAAAAAGAAUUGACGUCGUCUAACCUUCCUGCAACGUUUUGUGCAAACAAAUUGGGAUGAAUGCUCAAUAAAGGGGUUGUCUUAAAAGUGAACUAUGUCUGGUUGAAGGAGAUCCCUUAUAAGAAAUCAGUAAAGGAACUGGCCUCUAAGACCCUCAGAUUAGAGCAGUUGUUGUUGAGCGUUUUUUAGGGCAGCCGCCAAUUUCAGGGAGAAAAAAUUGAGAAGUAACAGGAAAGGUCAAAACCAUGCACAUCUUCAAAGUCCAAAGCUAGCUAACUAAAGAGAAAAUGUAUGAAGAUUUCCCCAGAAAGCAGAAAGCAGACUCCAGGGCUGUGAAAACUCUCUACCUUUCACAUUCUUUCACUCAAAAAAACCCCAGGUGCCAUGGUUUACCUCUCACCAAGUUAAAAUUCGCAGUAACAGUGCCCAGAAUUAUUUGAGGGCAAGAAUGUGCCUCCGAGGCAUAGUGUGUAUAUAGCUGAAGUGUAAAAUAAUAGCGAUGGCUUCUUCCCUGAGCAGAGGAAAUAGCUAUUAAGUCUGUGGUGUAAAUAUGUCCAUAGAUUCUCAGGCUCCAUGGUAGACACUGUAGCCCCACUGGCUAGAGACAAGUCACCUCUCCAGAUGAGUGGAAUGAGGAAUAAAGCAAAUGUAUGUUUGUGAACAACACAGAGCUUAUCUGGGAUUUUUUUGGUCAGCCAAAGGGUCGAAGCAGUGGGCCAAAGGUGGUCCAGGGACAGACAUGUCACCUAGACACAUCUUUGAUGCAAAGACGAUCCGGCCUUUGUUAGCUUUAUGGUGGGAAUAAAAGUGGGUCAACCAGCAGCUCUGUGAAAGAUUAACUUAUAUGCAAACAUGGUAUUGGUUACUCAGAAGUCUGAGUAUUCAAGGAAAAGGCUUACAAAAAUAUAAAAAAGAAAAAUCCAGCUCCUUUAAAAAAUAAAAUAAACCCUUAGUUUUGAACACCUGACAGAAUUACAUGUUUUCAAAAUGUUCUCAGGGAAAUUUGAAGAGCUUUCCAAGUUUGGAGGGUUAUUUCAUUUCCGACAAAAAGACACGAAGUGCUGAGAAGUGGUUCGUGCCAGUAUUUCAGAUUUGAAUUCUGCUCUUUUGUACCAACCUGGGUUAAAAUUUGAACCAGUCCCCAUACCUGCGUUUGCCACGCUCCCUCUCUGAUUUCUAUCUUAAAACCACAGGUUGUGUUGUGCGGAUAAACAGGCCUUCGCCACAUAAACAAAGAGCAGCUUUUUAAUGAGAGUGGGCGAACGCUCCUAAUGGUUGCUGCAGUGAUGUAAUUAGCAUGCAUGUAAUUACAGAAGUCUGAAUGUGCAUCUCCCUACUCCCACCUCACUUUUCAGGAAGGACUUCUAUUUAAUUUGAACUCCGGCUUCAGGGCAUGUUUGCAAGGUGGCGCUGGUUAAUAUUUAACCAAGGAAAUACUCUCCAUUUCCAGUUUUCUCCCACUGCACAACAAGGAAACACCUUUGCUUUUCAUCUCCUACUUGACCCUCGUAAUAUUCCGGGAAUCAGCGUGUUUUUACAUGAGUAGAAUGUGUCCUUUUAUUUAAAAUGCAUCUCUGGGUUAUUUGUGGGGCAUAGGAAUUUGUUCUUUUUUCCCCAAAAAUAUAGUCCGGCCCCUACAAGGUCUGAGGGACAGUGGACUGGCCCCCUGCUGAAAACAUUUGCUGACCCCUGGACCAGCCGGUCAAGGAAUUCCUUGAUUGUGCUCACAUAUUGUUGCUUCUCUAGAUUUUUAUCUCAGAAAUCUUUGAAACCCACUGUGGGGCUAUGUUAUCCUAUUUCCCACCCUCAUCAACACAUAUAUAUAUAUAUAUAUAUAUAUAUAUAUAUAUAUAUAUAAUUUUCUUGCAUUUCUAUUCCGCCUUUCUUCCAUCAUGGAAGCCAAAGGGGCAUCCAUGUAGUUUUAGAAGACUUUUAGAAGACAUCUGAAGGCAGCCCUGUUUAGGGAAGCUUUUAAUGUUUAAUAGGUUACUGUAUUUUAAUAUUCUGUUGGAAGCCGCCCGGAGUGGCUGGGGAAACCCAGCCAGAUGGGUGGGGUAUAAAUAAUCAAUUAUUAUUAUUAAUUAUUAUAGUUUCCAGAAGCUCUCCCAUCCAAACACUGAGCAGACCCUCACACUGCUUAGCUUCAGCAAUGUGGUGGCCUCGUGCCUUCUGACCAACUAUAAGCGCAACGUGCACAUGCAAAUUACAUUUUCAACAGUUUCGAGCCUUUGUAAAAGCUGUGGCCCUAGCUGUCUUGCCAAAGGCAAGGUGUUUCUUUUAAAAUACACAAGCGAGUGAGAAGAUUAAAGAUUUUAUUCUAAAACAGCAAGCGAUGUAUACAUACAGUCCUCAAGAAGCGGCGAAGUGACUCCCCCAGGUAGCCUCAGUUUGCACGGUCCUGCGGCCGAUCAGUCUGUGCACGAGCUUCCAAGAAAUUCUGCCCAAACCUUCUGGUUUUAUAGAUAUGCCUCACUUUCUCAAAACAACGUACAACAUCAAAGAAGGAACCCAGCAUUAUCCUCCCAACUGAUUAAGGCAGCUGUGUGUGGGACUUCCCUUCCUCUCAACUGUUCUCAGGACAUUAAAGACUGUUUUCACACCAUCAAAAAACUUAACAAGAGGGAAGGAGGGGGAAGGAAGGAACAGAGGCAGGAAGGGCUCCGUGUCAGAUCACUAGCUCCUCAAUACAUUUUCUCUUCCGGAUGCAUUUCCCAUAACCUAGCCAAUUUAACCAUAGUGCCUUGUCUAUGGGACAAGUUGAAAUAAAUGGGACUUCGCUUGAGUGCUGUUGAUUGAACUGGGACUGUCCUAUUGAUUUCAGCUGGACUUAAAUUCAGCUCACUGGUUCAGUGCGACUGCCAGCAUGGAAAUCAUUCCCCAAAUGUGUCCAUAUUCAACUGCCAUUGCAAGGAGUGGGGCAGAUACGUUAUGUAAAAAGAGCAGUAGCUCCCUGUUUGUGGAAUGCUCUCCCCAAGGAGAUUUGCCUGGCACGUUUAUUGUGCACUUUUAGGCCCCAGGCAAAAAUGUUCCUCCUCAACCAAGCCUUUGGUUGAUUAACAUCUGGUACGCGGGUGGCACUGUGGUCUAAACCACAGAGCCUAGGGCUUGCCGAUCAGAAGGUUGGUGGUUCAAAUCCCCACGACGGGGUGAGCUCCUGUUGCUCGGUCCCAGCUCCUGCCAACCUAGCAGUUUGAAAGCACGUCAAAGUGCAAGUGAAUAAAUAGGUACCACUCCAGCGGGAAGGUAAACGGUGUUUCCAUGCGCUGCUCUGGUUCGCCAGAAGUGGCUUAGUCAUGAUGGCCACAUGACCCAGAAGCUGUACGCCAGCUCCCUCGGCCAAUAAAGCGAGAUGAGCACCGCAACCCCAGAGUCGUCUGCGACUGGACCUAACAGUCAGGGGUCCCUUUAUCUUUGUUGUUGUUUAGUCGUUUAGUUGUGUCCGACUCUUUGUGACCCCAUGGACCAGAGCACGCCAGGCACUCCUGUCUUCCACUGCCUCCCGCAGUUUGGUCAAACUAUUGCUGGUAGCUUCGAGAACCAACCAUCGUCCUCUGUCAUCCCCUUCUCCUUGUGCCCUCCAUCUUUCCCAACAUCAGGGUCUUUUCCAGGGAGUCUUCUCUUCUCAUGAGGUGGCCAAAGUAUUGGAGCCUCAGCUUCAGGAUCUGUCCUUCCAGUGAGCACUCAGGGCUGAUUUCCUUCAGAAUGGAGAGGUUUGAUCUUCUUGCAGUCCAUGGGACUCUCAAGAGUCUCCUCCAGCAAGAUAAUUCAAAAGCAUCAAUUCUUCGGCGAUCAGCCUUCUUUAUGGUCCAGCUACCUUUACCCUUUUAAAUGUGCUGUGGGAGUAGGUGGGGAGAGGGGGAUAUUGGCUUGUUUCCAUUCUUGUUUUUAGCCUGUAGUUUGUUUUGUUUUUAACUUGUAUUUUUAUGUUGUGAGCCGCCCUGAGAUCUAUGGAUAGAGGGCAGUAUGCAGACUUAAUAAAUAAUAAUAAAUUAUUAUUACUAUUUUAUAAUCUAUAAUCCAACAAUCCCAUUCAAAAAUCAGGAGUCAGCUAUUGCUGCUUCUUUUUGCAACAUUUCAAAUCAUGCAUGCAAUACCUGAUUUCUCAUGUCCACUCUGCCUGUUUUCUGUCUUUUCAGAUAAUUAACAAAGAAGAAUCCAGAUGGGGUGCAGGUGCUGUAAAAUGAUACAAAGGUACAGGCAGACUGAGGCUGGAUCUAUACAGAUAUAAAAAAUGCUGGGGGGGGGACAUUAUGGGGGGAGCUCCCAAGGCAAUAUUGUAUGCCAGGCAUCCCGAAACUCAGCCGCCAGCUGUUUUGGGACUGCAACUCCCAUCAUCCGUAGCUAACAGGAGCAGUGGUCAGGGAUGAUGGGAAUUGCAGUCCCAAAAUAUCUGGAGGGCUGAGUUUGGGGAUGCCUGCUGUAUGCCAUUGACUUUGGAUUCCCCUCUACAGUGCCAUCUAGUGUCACAUUUUUAUAAUGCAUUUUAAUGUUAUAAAUGGACCUGUGUCGCUGAGUUCUGAUUGUCAUUUAUAUAUAUAACUAUGAUAAUAUUAUCAUAUAUAACUAUGAUAAUAGUUAUAUAUCUGUAAGGAUAUCUCUGAAACCAAUGCCCCCCCCCCCAAUGUUGCUGCACUCUAGAUCCCAUCAGCCCCAGCCAGCAUGACCAAUGGUGAGACGUGAAUAGGCAAAAAAUUGGUGGCAUUUCUGAAACUUGCAACAAAGACUGCAUGUUUGAAGCACGAAACUGACCCUUUUUUCUCUGUCACGAAAAGAAAAUGCUAACUGUUGCUCUUAACCUUUUUCUAGUUACAUCUUUGAACCCCAAGACGUGCCAACAUCCGGGUACAUCAAUGAAAUAAACAACUUCAAGUCCGACGAGCAAGACGGAGGCAAAUUCAAAUGCAAGCAGAACAACGACAUCCAAGUACACAAAAACGAGCUGCAGUCCGGGGAAUUACAAACAGCAGCAAACAGGCACAAAUUAAACAACAAUAAAGAUGCCGUUCUGAACCACCGAAGCAGCGCUCUUCGUGAGGAGGGACUUGGGAAUCUUGCCGAAAAGUGCCGUUUCAAUGUAAAUGGGAUCCAUUCCCAGUCUGGUGGGAACCUUCAUCCCAAUCCCAGCACAAACCGAAACAGAGAGAUCAGCACGCACUCCUGCUCUGCUCAGCGAGCCGGUUUUUCAGUCCAAGGGUUGCCUCAGGAAAGCACAUGCAAUAACCAUGAGAUUCUGGAAACGGAAGUUCUCGCAAAGGCAUCUUCAGAAAAAAGAAGUGCCCUAUAUGAGGAAUCUCAGAGCGCUCCAGGCAGUGACACGCACCUGCCUGGACCCACUGAUCCCCCCAAAGGCGGCUAUGCUGGAAAACAGAGAGCUGCAGGAAAGGAAAGUCCAUCAAAUAACCACACACAUACAGGCCAAAGCACAGAACACACCACAUUAAGCAGCCAGCAGGACCUGCCAUUAGGUGAGUCUAAAAGCUGGGAUUCAACAGACAAAGCCUGUAGGACAGGCCUGCCAAAUGUGUGUUUCAAGGACAAUGUAUCCGACGGCAUCCCAUCUCCUAGGACCAAGGCGGAUGCGGUGCGAGAAGCUAGAUUUGAUUGCCAUAAUGACAUUAAUGGAGAACUGGAGGAGGAGGUUGAUGCCGAAGUAGCAGAGGCUCUCGCAGCCCUGGAGGCUGCUACGGCAGGAGAAGAUUUUGAGGAGGAAGAGGACUAUUAGGUGACAACCAAGACUCCAGUAAUAAGCCUCACUUCUGGGGCUGUGUGAAAUGCGUUUCUGAGGCCUUCAACCGCGGGUGUAAGCCUUUGCCCAGGACUCCCACAAAUAGCAGAGGGGGAUAAAUCACUAGGCCAGGUGAGCUAACAAGAGCAGCCAGUGUUGUGCCCGGUGCAUUGCACCUAAGCUGAUAUGUCACAAUUAACAUCAGCCAGUCUAAUGCUUACGUACCAGCCCACCUGCACCAUGAGGUACCUGCUACUGCCAGCCAAAGCAGUCUCUCUUGUUUGCCAACAUGACCACUCUGGCUGCUAUGAAUGCUGCCAAGAAUAGUUACCAAAUAUGUCCCACUCUAGGGAGAAUACUGCCCUCUGGGUCAAGUUUGCUUCCAACUGGAGAAAAAGGAGGAAAUAUUUGGUUAAGGAAAGCCCCAAGCUUCCCUGUAGUCCAGUCACCAAGGAGUAAUAUUGAUCUCUCAAAGAAGCCAGUAUGUUGAAGGUUUGUCCUUUUCUUGAUCUACCAGGGCUUACACGCUAGGCUGUGCAAAAUGUCCCAAAGCAAACCUGGAAAGUGGCACUUUUAAACAGAGCUCACUCAAAACUGCUGCUCUUUGUGAGAUUUUUCAGCAGUGCCAAACGUGCCUCUCCUUUCUGACAUUCUUCUCGCACUCCAGGUGAAAAUGUUUGUUUGCUUGUUUACCAGGACCUGAGUGACAUCACCAGACAGACAAACCUAAUUGUAUGCGCCGGUUUAUGGUGUCAUAACAUUCACUGCUCAGUCAUUAAUGAUUAACUCACGAAAGCUGGAAGCAGCCGCAACCAGGGUGCUCAAAAGCAUCAGGUAUAUAAAUGGAUAUUUGCACGGUCUAAGGCUGUCUUCCCAUGAUAGUUUAUUCCACCGCCCUGACCUUUCCCUAACUGUUAAUUUACACAUUAUAUUUGAGCUUUCGCGUGAUGUAAAAGCCACUUCUGGAGAACCAACAGAAUAUGGUACAUGUUUAGUGCCCAUUUCUGUGUUACUUGAUUCCAGAAAAUAAUAUGUUUUGAGGCCCCUUAACCUGGAAAAUUGCAAGAGUAAAGUGACAAAACCUGGGCUGGUAUGACGGCAUACAGUUUUUUCCAGCUGUUGUCAAAGAGGCAUCGUGGGGGAACAAAAGCACACAUAUGGAAAGGCUGAGGGGAAUGGUGACAGUGUCCAAAAAUAUUCGUUGUUGUACCACAGUAUGUUCACUGGUGUGAAUGAAAUUUAGCGUGACAGUCGAAGAGUCCCAGUUCCAUAGCAUAACAGGUACUGCAGUGUGAAAGGAACAUUCGAAAAUAGGACACAAGUGCUAGUAGUAUAAUCAGGAAAACUAAUACAAUAUUCCCCACAUCUGAAUGCACGCAAAGCAUGCUUUGGGGAAACUUCUGCCACAGUGAAAUAGUAGAUGCGUGGCUGUUUGCCGCACAAAAAUCAGGGCUAGAGACAUUUAACACAUGCUCUAGUGCCAUGUAUUUUCCCCCUAUAAAAGUAUUUUUUUAAAAGAAAAUCUUGAUUAAACAUUUAUCUUGAACCACUGCCUACACAUUCCCAGUCGGUAUCAAAGUAUCAAUCCAGGCUAAUUAUGCGCUACAGAAGUUCCACCCAAUUGCAUCCUCCUUUCUGCUGAUUUCUAAUGGCACUUCCCAUGCUGUUGGGAAUGUGUCUUCGUGCGGCAGCAAGUGCCAUUGAGCCACUGAGGUUCCUUAGGGCUAAUGAUGACAAGUUAAUUCUCGGCAGUGCCAGAAACGAGUAUUCCAGCAAGCUCACGAGAUCCGCCCUGUGGAAUGAAACAGCACGAGACCGGGGUAUUUUCAUGUGGCGGUCUGAAGUGCAAUUAAGUGCAAAUUAACACGAAACUCAAAAUGUCAGAUGGUUGCGAGCACAGGGCAGGUUUGUGCAUGCAUUUUGAUUUCCGGUGUCCUUAUCACUCAGUGCGCUCACGGUGGAAUGCCUCAAAGGACUCCGUCCGAGAGCAUCAUUUGGGACAAUUUGAAAGCUCUGCCUCCGGUGUGUGUUUGAUCAUUCGCACACGCAACUGUACUGAUACCAGCAAGCUACAGAAUCACAAUGCCUGUUGACCACAGGUGCUGCUAAGUACCGUAUUUUUCGCCCUAUAGGACGCACUUUUUCCCCUCCAAAAAUGAAUGGGAAAUGUGUGUGCGUCCUAUGGAGCGAAUGCAGGCUUUCGCUGAAGCCUGGAGAGCAAGAGGGGUUGGUGCGCACCAGCCCGGCAAGCUCCGGGAGCGAUGGUGAGGUUGAACGCAACCUUGCCGUCGCUCCCGGACCCAUUCUGGGGGCUGGGGAAGCUCGGGCCGCUCGCUGUCUUGGCUUCUGCCAAAGCCAUGCACAGCCUCUGGGGGCUGGGGGGGAAAUAUUUUUUCCCCUUUAUUUCCCCCCCAAAAAACUAGGUGCGCCCUAUGGUCCGGUGCGCCCUAUAGAGCGAAAAAUACAGUAAUUAAAAGUCUUGGGAUGUAGCUGUAUGACACAGCUCCUCAAAGAAUUUGUAUAUGCUAAUUUAUAUGUAUAGAUGACUGGGGGAUUAAAUGGCAGGUGACUGGAAUAUCACCUAGCCACUUUAUAAGCAAAUGUUUUAAAUUGAGUUUUAAGGGGGGGUGGAAGGGAUAGAUGAUCUGGGGCCCACCACAAAAGACCCGUUCCUCAGACCACCCUGGGCCACCCCCUAUCAGAGCCCCUGUUGUCAACUGCAGAAACAUUCCCAGAAAAGCAUUUUAAGACACUUGCUUUUAUUGAAAUUUAAAUAUAACACGGCAAACAGAAACAAACAUUUCAGUAAAGCAAGAAUCAAUGGAGGACAAGAAUUUGGCACUUGUACACAUUUUAUUGUAAUUGACACAUCUCAGGAUAUUUUCCGCUGGGCAAUCCUUAGAAUGCUUUCCUGUGCCUCCCCAAUCUGAAAUAGUCCUGUUUAGGGCCAACUAAAAUACAUUAUUUUUAACAACAACAAUAAGAAUUUAUUAUUUAUACCCCGCCCAUCUGGCCAGGUUUCCCCAGCCACUCUGGGCGGCUCCCAACAGAAUAUUAAAAGCACGAUAAAAGAUCAAACAUUAAAAGUUUCCCUAAACAGGGCUGCCUUCCGAUGUCUUCUAAAGGUCAGAUGGUUGUUUAUUUCCUUGACAUCUGACGGGAGGGUGUUCCACAGGGAGGGUGCCACUACUGAGAAGGCCCUCUGCCUGGUUCCCUGCAACCUCACUUCUCGCAGUGAGGGAACCACCAGAAGGCCCUCAGUGUCUGGGCUCAACGAUGGGGGUGGCCGAGGCCAUUUAGAGCUCUAAAAGUCAGCGCCAACCAAUUGUUCUCGGAAACGUACUGGGAGCCAAUGUAGAUCUUUUAGGACCAGUGUUAUAUGGUCCUGGCAGCUGCUCCCAGUCACCAAUUUGGCAGCUGCAUUCUGGAUUAGUUGUAGUUUCCAAGUCACCUUCAAAGGUAGCCCCACAUAGAGCGCAUUGCAGUAGUCCAAGCAGAAGAUAACUAGAGCAUGCAGCUACGCAUCCUUUAGAUGCACAUUUUUCCUGUUCAGAACCAGGAAAUAUCCCUAUCCCCAGGAAACAUUGCUUCUGUUUUGUCAGGGUUCAAUCUCAACCUGUUGACCACCACCCAGUUUUUAAAACUGCCAGAAGUUUAGGCAUGUUAGUCUCUGUGUAGCAACAAUCCUAAAGAAAAGGUCUGGGGGCCAUUUUAAAGAUAAACCAAUUUAUUGUGGCACCAGCUUGAGUCUGGGCUUAAGGAAGAAUGGUAAGCAAUAUGGUAAGAAACUGAGAGACAAAGAUAAAGCCGAUUUCUCUGAACUCUCCUGCUCCCAGAUUUGGCCGGUUUCUCUCCCUCCUCCCUCCAUGGUUUCUGCAUCAAAAUGGGGGUUGCUGACCAGCGAAUUAAGUGAGUAGGCAAGGACAAGAGGGGUGUCGCAAUGAAAGCAGCCUCCAAAACAGUACAAUGAGGAUUCAUGAGGACAUGAACCAGUUUUCCUAUGACAGUUAGAGUAGAGCCAUAGAAACCUGGUCCCAAAUUUAAUUUACUGAUAUUUGAGAAACACCUGGCAUACCGGAAAAUAUUUCUUCUUUAACUAUUGGCCAGAUAUUCCCUGGAAUUUCAAACUACUGUAUUUAACCUCAUUUCGUUAGCUCUGAUUUUGUAUUUGUCAAGAAAAUCUACUGUAAACUGUUAAUAAAUUGUUUU